AUGUGGGGUCACCUGGCAGCUUUUGUCCUGUUGCUCCUGAAGGUGAGACCUUUGUGCAAGUUGACUAAUGAAAGACUAUUAUUGAAUACAAUAUGGUGUGUAAAUGAGUUUAACACAUUAGAGAUGGUUAUUUUAAGGCUGCUAACAGGAAAGGGGCAAAGUUGUAAAGGUGGCACAAUUACUAUGGAAACCGAUGGCAUGUUCGUGCGGAUAAUUCCACUUUUAGAAUGUUGGCCCAAUUUUCUGUUUGAAAUAGUUAUCUUCUAUUCUCUCAUCAAAUUUCAAAGGGGAUAAAACAAGCAAACAGAAGGGUCAGUGAUGGGGUGAAAAUAUGGCCAAUGAUAGAAGACAGGGAGGAUGCGGGCAUUUAAGAGGAGAAGAAAAUGUAAGAACAUUUAUAUAGAAUGAUUUUCAAGAGUGGUAUCCGGAAAACCGACCCUUUCGGAAAAUGUUUUGGAACACUUAGAUGAUAUUGUACUGUUUAACAGUUUAUUGGUGAAAUGAGUGGUGUUUUUUUUUGUCGGAUAAAAUGACUUGCUUGUCAAUUGUUCUAAAAUCAGGUUAUGUAUAAAAUUUUACUAUAAUAUAAAACGGAGUUUCUGGUAAACCUCCAAAUUAAAAUAAACACUUUAUUAUUAUAAAUAUUAUAAUAUAUUUUUCUCAUACGCAGAGCUGUUAGUUAGGGACCAUGAAGUUGGUUGACCUUUGCCUUUAUUCUAAUAGUCGGAAGAUGAGAUUUACAGCAACCAAGCUUUAUUCCACCAACAAACAAGAGAAAGACCAGAAGUGAGAGCAGUAUUACAUUGUGAGAUAAAACCAAAUUAUUUUAUAUUUUAAUAUUCCAAGAAGAUUUCUGAAAUUGCAUACAUUAUUCUCCUCAGUGUUGGCGUUGUGGUGAGUGGCCUGGUAACCUUCUCCACAUAUGGCGGUCAUGCUUUGCUUUAUCUAUGUUUUGGGGAGGGGGUUAGGGUUACCAUAGAAAGAAUUCUGGUGGAAGCACACCUUUUCCGGCCUGAGAAUGUCCUCCUACAUCAUUCUAGUCUUCCAGUAUCCAAAUAUUAAAAAAAAUGAAUUCUCCAGUUCCUCCUAACUGCAGCUUAUUCUCUCAUUCCUCUUAAAUGGAAGGUAAUGUAGCUGAGAUCGAAACAAAUAAAUCAACGAUCGCAACAUCUAGAAAUGCUAGUGAUAAACAUGUCCAGAGAUGGUACCCUUGUAUUUACAUAAUGGAAACAGACUGGGUUCCGGACAGACUGAACCAGAAGGGGGACAGGAGCAGUCCCGAACGGGAUACACAAGAAUCACACACAGUGGGGGGCUGCCAGGGCGGCAUGAGAGCAUUCUUUUCUACACUCUACUCUCUCCACUCCUGGGUUGGCAUGGGAGCAUUCUCAACUUCAUUUACGCUAAAUCAACGUACCCUUUUCAACCUCUUUCAUCGUCACUACUCUAGCUUCUAAAUUCUUUCAUAACUUUCCUUACACACUUUAACCACCCCUGUAUAUCACUUAGGAUGGGCCUACUAGUUUCAAGAUCCAAGUAGACAGACACUCAAUUAAUCCUGCGAGACCAGAGGCCUAUGGAUAAAUAUCAGGUCUAUGCAUUGCAGAACGUCUUUAGGUCUUAACCGGGCUUACGGGAUUGACCCACCUGGUAGAAUUCUACAGGGUUUCAAAAUAGUGUAUAUUGCUCCGGAACAUGCAAGAGUGCCAUCAUUUAUAAUUCUAUUUCCAAUAUUACAAUUUGAUGUAUUUGCUUGUAUUUCUUGAUUUGUUUUAUUUUGUGUCUUAAUUUAAUGCCAUGUAUUUUUUGGGCUUUCACUUACGGCCUAAUAUUAGGCUCUCAAUGAGUCUUUGUAUUUUCAUUGUUUAUUACAUGCUAUUUUAUCUCUUCUCUUUUUAUUAUCAUUACCUUCCUGUUUAAAAAUUAUACUCAAUAAAGAUUGUCAUAUGACAUCGCAUGCAUUCGUUAUCAGUAUCGAAGAGGAAACAAAAUGCUCUUCAUUGCAACAGGUCCUCGAUUAUAAGGAGAUGAAUGAACACACAAUUUUAGCACAUCAUUAAAAAAUAAAUAAAUAAAAUAAAAUGCAAAUAGGGUUUGCCAUCCACAUGAUUUGUGGGUGACUGGUUCACACUGUAAAAUACACCCUAACUCUGCGGCACGUCUGGGUGUGAAUGAUUUCAUCAUGAUGUCAUUGCCUUGUGAUUCUUCCGACACAAUCAUAGACGCUCAGACAUCUGUACGGAAAGUUUCACACAAAUGUAUGCACACUUAGGCAUUCCUUUCAUAGUACUGUACACACACGUGCAUUCACAAUGCCAUGGGGAUAAAUAUAUAUAUAUAUAUAUUUAUUCCAUGCUGACAUCCUUUCAUAUAAUGUAAAAAAAAUGAAUAAAAAAUAUUCAUAGAACUCUAUAAUUGUAUUAUAUCAUAAAACAGCUUUCUAAAGAAACAAUCUACAUGAUCAAUAGAUUAUAAACUGGUUUAAGCAGGGCCCUCGCUAGCUUUUGUCCUUGCAAGGUUAACUUGCUUGUAUUUCUUGUGAAUCCAUUGUACAGCGUUGCGGAAAAUGUUGGCGCAUUAUAAAAAUUAAUAUAGAAUACACAGGGCAUCCAGAGAAAUUUUGCCUCGGGGACAUAAUUGUAGUGACACAUGCAGAUACACAGACACAGAUACAAACACUGCCACAUAUCCAGAUGCACAGACACAGAUACAAACACUGCCACAUAUUCAGAUGCACAGACACAUUGAUACAAACACUGCCACAUAUACAAAUGCACAGACACAUAGAUACAAACACUGCCACAUAUCCAGAUGUACAGACACAUAGAUACAAACACUGCCACAUAUCCAGAUGUACAGACACACAGAAGCAAACCCUGACACACAUGCAGAUACACAGACACAGAUACAAACACUGCCACAUAACCAGAUGCACAGACACAUAGAUACAAACACUGCCACAUAUCCAGAUGUACAGACACACAGAAGCAAACCCUGACACACAUGCAGAUACACAGACACAGAUACAAACACUGCCACAUAACCAGAUGCACAGACACAUAGAUACAAACACUGCCACAUAACCAGAUGUACAGACACACAGAAGCAAACCCUGACACACAUGCAGAUACACACAUACCAACAGUGACUCACAUGCAGAAACACAGAUACAGCUACAAACACUGCCACACAUGCUGAUACAGAGCACUCUGCAGAUGCUCUUGAUAAAAUGUCAUAUUCAUAUUUAAAAUUAAACAGGGAGCCUUUUGCUGCUGCCCCACAAUUUAUGUCCAAUGCACCAACUAAGUCAUAGAAUGUGAAAACAUAUUCAAAUUAGCAUAUUCAGGGAAGUGUAAUUAAUGCUCUCUAAUUCAGAAGACUUGUGGGUGUGGCUCUAAGUCACACUUUCGAGCCAUAGAAACAGAGAAUUAAAAAUAAUUUGAGGUUAGGACAAAGGGGGAUAUUUAUAGCACCAUAACAACUUAAUAAGAUUAAGUUGUUUUAGUGCCUAUUAUAAUGUCCUUUAAUGUUUUCUAUGACUGAGGUGGAUAAUCGUCACCAGUUUAGCUAAUUUUGUCUAAAAUAGAAAAUGUAUUUGUCAUCUAUCUACAAUUCCUAGCUUAUUAGUAAAAUUGAGAGGUUUCUGUCAUAAUAUACAACAAGGAGGGUAUAUUAUUUUCGUACACACUGUAGACUGUAGUAUAGUUUCAAUAAACGCUCUCUGUAUUUAGCAAGCCAGCUUCCAGAAGAUAUAAAUACAUUAAAAUGUAACUUUAAUAGUUCGUGUUAAAGAUAAAAGAAAAUGAUUAAAUAUUAAAAAUAAGGCAAAAUACAAACUAUAUAUAAAAAAAAAAAAAAACGACACCAGGGUUCAGCCAGCCCCAAAAAUCUGUACAUAGUCUAGCAGCACAAAUUUACCUGUCUUAGGUAAAGGGAAAGAGUCUGAUCAUGUGUCGCAUUACCUGCAGAAUUGUAAAUUUCAUGCAAAAUAUCAACGUGGAUUACAGGGCAAAAUUAAGGAAUACUUCCAACUUGAAUAUUAAGGCCUACAUUUUUAUAAAAUGGUUGUAAAUGUCGCAGUUUGAAAUGUUUUAUUUUAAUUUAACCCCAGAUAGAUUUUGUUUAGUGUUCUGGUGGGACGAGGAGCGUGAUCACGUCCCGCUGCAUAAUAAAUCGAGAAAAAUUCCCGUACCAGCGUGGGAAGCUUUCACAGUCCAAAUUUAUUUUUCCGUUUACAUUUUAAGCAGGCUGUCCCUGUCAUCUGGAGAAAAAAAUAUUAGCUUCUUAAAACUAUGGUGUGUUUUCUAAAAAUGUAUUAGGAUGCAUAAAAAAAAAUUAAUAAUAAUAAUUUAUAAAGGUUUAAUUAAUAAAAUGCCCAAAAUAUGAUAACAGUUUACAUAAUGUCUGUAUCUGGAAGUAGAACAAAUACAAGCAAUGGACUAGAUUAUUUGUGAUUUUUUUUCCACUGCAAUUUUUUUUAAACAAUUGUCCAUUUCUGUUAUUCCCCCCCUCCCCCCCCCCCUCCAUCUUUCAACCUAACAAUUAAUUCCUUAUUCAAUAAACCACGGCUUACUUAUUAGUUUAAUCACACCCGAGAUACACGGGACGCUAACCAUAACUGUCCAUUAGGAAAAACCUACUUCAAAGUUGCAUAUGGGACGGGAACGGUGAAUGCCCAGGACACCGCAGCCCCAUGCUCCAGUGGACAACGGAGCAUACUCACAUAGGAGACCUCACUUGUACAAGUUUUAGACUUAUUAAAUUCCUUUAUUAUUUUAACCACUGUAAAUAUUUCCCCAGUUUAUAAUACCCCCAUCAGACAGACGAUGCAUAACUCCACUGUGAAUAACGCCUUUUGCACAGGCCAUGAGAUGUCUAGCCUCAUUGUGUAUCAUGCACGCUAACCACUUAACCUUUCUUUGUGUAAUCCAAUCUUUUCAUGAACGUUGGUAAUUUGGCUUCUGCGUAAGCCCCAUUUGAAACCGUGAUAUCUGUCUGUCAGAGCAAAAAUAAAGAAUUUAAAAAAAUAACAAUAAUAAUUAAUUAGGUUAUUGGCAUAUCGGUGACCACCACACCCCCUUUUAAGUUUUAAAAUUUAGCUUUAAUAAGCAUUUACUUACCUUGUUUCCAGCACAGAGACUUAGUCCACCUCCUGUUCCCUCUUCUCUCCUCUUUGGCUUUUAAAACAAACCAAUGCUUCUCAUAUAGAAGCAUUGGGAUAAAGAGCACAUGGGUUCCAAGAACUGCACUCCUCCAAUCAAAUGCUUCUCAUAGAGAGGCACUGACUCCGUCUCCAAUGUUUCUCUAUGGGAAGCAUCAGAGGACAUUUGACAUCCCCAUGCAAUGCGCAAGGACAUUGAACAUCAACGAACCAAGUCUGACUCAGUUGUGGGUGCAGAAGCACCAUCUAGUGGCUGUCAAGAAGACAACCACUAGAGGUUAUUUUAACCCUGCAAUGUAAACAUUGCCGUAUCUUCAAAACGGCAAUGUUUUUAUAUUGCAGGAACAAAACGGCAGCGCUGCUGCACCCAGACCACUUCACUGAGAUAAAGUGGUCUGGGUGAAUAUAGUGGUCCUAAGGGGCAAAAAGUAAUAUCUUAAACUCACCAUUAAGUGAAAAAGAGCUCCUGACUUUCAAGUCACCUCAGUAACAAUUUAGGAUAUUAUUAAUAUAGAUACAUGACUUACUAUCUAGCAGAUGUAAAUAUCCAAAUUCAAUCCGCGUUAAAUUUACACAUCCUAAUCCAGUUCCUCAUCUUUAGUUUUUUGGGAACUAUAGAUUCCGUUUUAUCAUUGUGACCACUGUCCACUACUCUUUGCUGAUAAAAAAAAAUAAUAAUAAUAAUUAAAUAAAGAUUACUCACCUCAUGUCCAGCACUGAGACUCCUCUGCUGUAGUCGUCUGCGCUGCCUCCAAAGACAAGACAUGCGCAUGCCUGCUCAGAGGGGAAGCAUUGGAUUGGUGAAAACGCUUCUCCACUGUUUAACAUUGAAGGGUUGAAAUGACAGGACCCCUGCAACCAGACCACUACAUGUGAGGUGGUCAGGGUGAGUCUGGUGGUUCUUUAAACAACACACAGUAAACUGUGAGGUAUUUAAAUUUGGGGUGAAUUUUCAGAAUUCCUAAAAACAAUUGAUAAACUGAAAGGAUUUACUAAUCAAGAUUUAUUUUCAACAUCAUACUGUGGCCUGAAUUUUUCAAAUUCGGGUUAGCGAGUAUAGCAACAAAGCAAUGUUAAUCAUGCUUUGCCAGCAGCAAAUGUUAUACAAACAGAAUCAGAUGCUCAAAAAUCAAUGAGAUGACAUUACAUGACGCUCCGAUCUCUUUCAGGAAGUCACCAUUCCUUACACACACAGCGCUUAUGUCAUGUUAAGUAAACCUAUUUUAUCUUUGGUCAAUACAUUUUAGAGCAAUUUUGCGACCGCAACAUAUCAAUCUUCUAUUUUAACAAACAGUCCAAAACACGCCUUCCCGGAAAAAAAAAUUUGGGUAAUGAGGGAGGAAGCAAUUCAACAUGAAUGAAAAAAAUACAUGUUUUUUUUGUUUUGUUGUUGUUUAAAAAACAGCUCGUUCACAGAGAUAGACGUGGAACAUCUGGUAGUUGCAACUGUAACAAAUUGUGUUUUUUUUGCUUUAUUGUUGCGACACAUAAAAUAGUUUGUAACUAGGCACUUUCUCUACUCCUGUUUAAGGCAGUCAGAGGCAUCACAGGCCAGAUCCAGUUUCUCUGCAUAUUUCACAGUUUGGUUUUUCCUUGCCAUGUACGUAGUUCAACAAAGAUUUUUUUUUUGAGCUCCCACUCUGUGACAGAAUUCCAGAAUAUGACAUCAGACUGCAGAGUAUAUGACAUCAUGGGUGCCAAACCAUGUUCUCUGUUGAGCGUGCGAUUGCAAAAGGACAGACUUCUAAAUAGUGUGCUUAAAGGGACACAGUUAACAACUAGAGCCUAGCACUCCCUUUCUGUAGCCACAAUACCAAUCCAGAAAUUACACAUAUGCUUUAUUUAGGGCAAAUCUGUCCAGCCUUGAACCCUUGUUAGGCUGUGUUUGGGUGGGUUAGCUCGAGUUAGGUGAACACUGCUGCCUCGUUGUCAUCUAAGACUAGCACUUGACAAUGAGGAAAUGUAGUUUCUUCAUUAUCAGAGAGGCAGUAGAGGGAGUGCCCUAUGGGUGCUGGGAGAGUCCAUGUUUUGUUAAAUUGCUCCAAAACGUUUUGCGAUUGAUGCUAUUAUUUGAUUUGUAAGACAAAUUUUAGGGUUUGAGACAGCGAAUUGCAUCAAAUUGAAAAAGGAAUUGUAAAAUUUAAACAAAACGUGCAGAUUUACUAAUUGUCUCCAAGUCAGUGAUAGAGUUAGACUAUUUUAGCUUAACAUUUGUAUGUAAUUUUCAAUUCUCUACAAAGUUUAAAAUCGUGUUUUGUGACAACACAAAUGUUGCCAUCCAAAAUUAAAUUCAUUGAUAAAAAUCAUUCAUCAUGAUUUAAUUUAGACCCAUGAAAUCAAUUUAGAACACUUUUAGAUAAAAACAAUUUUGAAUGACACAGGGAACAUGUGACGGAAUCAGAAAGUGAUUUUCUUUUGAAAUGACCGGUCCACUGUAACACAGAAUGAAUGUCUAAGGUUGACUGCUAUAAUAUAUAUUUACAUUAUCUUCCCUGGUGAUCUAGAACAGUAGUUUCUAAAUAUUUAACACAUUAUAAGUCUAUAUUUCGUGCCAGAUCUUUUUAGUUUAAAUAAACUCAUCACCUUCAUUUUUCUUCUUUGCCCCAAGUACAGAAACUGCAGUUCAUAAAGGCUAAACUAAUAACGGUGAAUUAAAAACAAGUUUGAAAAAUUCAGGCUAUAAUAGCAGGGCUGUGACCAGACCAGGGUUUUCAGGCAUACAUUUUACAGUUACUUUUUCAAUUCAUGAUACUUCUCUAUUUAGAAGUACACCAUUUUUUGUCAUACAUUUCAUGUCAUAAAUAUUUAACAGCUUUAUUUUUAAUGUGUUUAUUUACUAAACCAGUAAUUUUGAGUAAGUUACAAAAUAAUUUAAAGUUUUAACCUAUGAUAGAUGAUCAUAGAAAAUAGCUGAACUUAUUUUAAAAAAUGAUAUAUAUAUUUCACCUAAUAUGUUAAAAUGUGAAAGCCUCAUUAAUUGUCUCCAAAAUGUACUGUUUUGUAAAUAAUGUGUGACAUUCCUGAGUUGAAUAAUUAUUAUGACAUUACAGGAGAAAAUAUGGAUGAGCGCAUAGAUCUAAGAAGUGGAUUUAAAUAUUUACAUCCCGCUCAUAUAAUGUCUACUGAAAAGUGGCAAGUUAGAAUGGUACGGUUUUACACGUGUGAAGCUUUCAUAGAAUUCAAUUAUUUAAAAAAUGCAUAUAGAGCGCUAGUUUCUCGUUGUUGGUACAAAUACCAAAACAGCUUGAAAUUAAAUGAACUGCUCUAUUGUUUUAUUAUUUAUUGUUCUAUUUUUGUCAUUUUAUAUUUUUUUACAAUCUUUAUUUUUAUUUGUAGUCGGUCAAUAAAUAUCAAAGUUGAAUACAAUUGAAGCCAUAUUAUGUAAUCAGACAUCAGGCUACGAUUGUUAUUUUCGUCCGGUUAAAUUGUAUCGUCAGUUAAACAGAAGAACUUUGUAUUACAAUUAAUCCGUCAUAAUUGGAUAUAUUGCACUUGGUUUGUCAAAAAUGCUCAACCUUACAUUUUUCAAAAAUAAAAUAGAGGGGGGAGUUGGGGAGGUACAAGACUGGGAGCGGAUUAACAGACAAUUAGCCCCUUAAGGACACAUGACGAAAAUAUUCCGCCACGAUUCCCUUUUAUUCCAGAAGUUGUGUCCUUAAGGGGUUAAAUAUGUAUUUAGGCAGUAACUCACACCACCAUCCCUAUUUUACCGUACUCCAUUAUGUCCCCGCACCCAACUUGUAUCUUGUAACAUGAAAUGGGAUAGUUUAAUAACUGUAUCCAGGUAAACAGGUUAAAUCUCUGAAGAGUUAGGGUUGCUACACACCCAAUCAUGCGAGGACACACUCUGUGAUCUAUUAACUCCUACAUGUCACAGACUCACACCUUGAAUGACGGGAACAGCAGCACAUGGGGUGUGGGAAUGGGAAUCUCUCUGUAAAUAUUCCAAGGGAAUAAAGGGCUCUGUUUGUUAUUUUUCUCCUUUACCAUCUACAAAAUAAGUUAGAAAAAUCAAAAUGAUCCGCUAUCACCUUUAUUCUGUUGAAACCUCACCUCCUGCACAUGUGGUGAGGGAUGAGAGAGCUGGUCCUACAACCCAGUGUCUGCUUCCAACUUUCGUAGCUGGUGAGCCCAAUUAUUUACUUUUUGGAAGUUCAGUUCAAAACAUUAAGAGGUAUGAUUAUAUUGUACGAACGUGCUGUUGACCAAUGGAAUGAUAAACUGUUGCUCUGUUUACUUUGUUAAUUCUCAAAAAAAAAAAACAUCAAGAGGUUUUGAACUAAAAUACCAUAUGCUGUCCCUAAUUUAACAAGAUCGGGGGCAAUACAGUUGCAGUCUGACUGUUUAUAAUCCCAACUAACCCAGAUUAAAGGGGUACACUGUGAGCCAUUCACUACAAUUUAUUCUUGUUUCAAUUAUAUUACAUUAGGAGCUAACUAUAGAUUGACAGAAUUAGUUCAAUUAAAUGGGAGAUUUUUUUUGCUAUGUUUUUGUGGUCCGAACUACCGAGGCAUUUACUUUAUCAGCGUGGAUACUUUGUGUUUUUUUAAAGACCUAAGGGGCGAAUAAAAGAUUGGAUUUUAUGAAGGUGGGUGCGUCUGUUUAAAUUUAUUGUUUGUCUACUCUGGGUUUGAACUUCCUUAUUGAAGAGGACAGCAAUUGAAGUGUGUGCUCUAUAAAUUGUCCUUUUUACAGUGGAUUUUUUCCAGUGAAUGUUUUGAGCUACAUAAUAGAGUGACCAGUGAGUGGGAUUUUUGAAUCUUUAAGGAGCCAACUAUGGCCUUGAUUUAAAGGAACACUACAAAUAUGUUCUCCUAACACUGUAGUUUCUAGUUAACGGAUUAACUCGAUGAUCUCCAUAUGAAAGAGUUAGGAGGCUAGUGCGCAUGCGUGACAAGUUUUACUCAACUAUACUGUCAUAGUCGACUCUACUGACAGCCACUAAAGUCCUUUAAACCCUGCAAUGUAAAGUUUUCAGUUCCUGCAGAACGGUAUUGUUUUUACUCACAAGGAUCAGCUAUGGGAACAUGGAACCCAGUCCACUUCAUUGAUAUGAGAUGGUCUGCAUGCCUAUAGAGUGCCUUUAAUAAGCUUUCUAAAUGAUUUCAUACUUUUUAAAAACACUUGCCAAAUGAUUCAUGUAGAGAAGUCACGAUAACAAUUAAUUUGAAUUUUUAUAGAUAAAUUGUUUGCAAAGUUUUAUUUUUCUUUUAUUUAUUUUUUUAUAUUCUUUAUUUAAAAGGCAGGGAAAUUUGCAUUACAAAGUGCCAUGACACGUAAAAACGCUUAUACAAAUUCCCGUGUUUUGAAGAAAUGGUAACGCUGAAAUAAAGCAAUCCAAAAUGACAGCAGCUGGUACAACGUUGUCUCAGGAUCAUUACACAUUAACAUCUAGACAGGCCUUAAUGCAUGCACCAGAAUGUGUGAGCUGAAAUCUUUGUCACAUUGUAUGUAAAUGUCAAUAUCGCUAGACUUUGGUAAGAUACAGAGCCCGUCUUGAAGUUGAAAGCAGGAGAUCCCAGACUAAAUAUUUAUAAGUACAGGAGAAGGGUGGGGGGCAGGAGUGCCGCAAGCAUCCAAAUCGAAAACUUAUCCCGUAAUAGGGUCACAUCUACUCCCACCUGGCCCAAUUUUUUCCGAAACGUGGCCUCACCACCCCCCACUGCUGCUGUGAGUUGGCCAAUUAGUUUAUUACGUUCUUUCAUGGAUUUGACCUCUCUAAGCGAUGGGACAUCUUACUUCAUCGAGCUGGCAGCAAGUACCCCUUCUUGCAGCCAAGGUGAGUAUAUUGUAACAUUUCUGCUCAUAUCUGGUCGGUCCCUCCGCUGGUCUAAACAGAAGAAAGGACUAUGGGUCCAUCCCCAUGGGAUUUGAAAAGUUUUCUAAUAGUAUUUAAUCAUUUGGAAAGCUUAUUGAAUUGAGGCCUACGUGCACGAAUUGAUAAAUUCACAGCUUCUUGAUCCAAGGAAAGAUCUGACUGAGAAGGAAUAUUUCCCUAGUUUGUUGUUUAAUUGGAAAGUGCUUUUUACUACAGCAAGAACAGGUGUGAGAAAGGCUGAACUUGAUGUGUCUCUUUUCAGCCGAUGUAAUUAAGGAACAAUUUCGUCUUUUUUUUUUUUAAUUUUACAAUCUAGGUAAAGAUUCAUAGUUCGGUAAGCAUUACUUUAGGCCUAUUCACUUUGACCCUUGAACAAUAGCAAUCUAUUAACACAAUAGAAUGUUCAUUAAAUAGUGAAUUGUAGUGAAUUAAAAAUGUAGUCAAUAUAGCCACAGUUAAAACGUUCUCCAUCUUAGCUCCUCUUCAACUGGGUUCAUUUGAUCUAAAGUUUGCAGUUUGAUUUUCAGUUGCUGUUCCCUGUUUUUGAUAUAGUUUUAAAUACUUCAUAAAAUGGAUUCUACAUUACCCGACCUGAGUGAAUUAAAUUAGCCCACUGCCAGUCACCUGGGGGCUUACAAAAUGUAUUUUUCUUUACAGAAGGCAAUUAGGAAACAUAAGUGUUCCAAGAAACAUUUGUGCUAUAUCUUUCUAUUUCAAGAAUCUAAAAAACUUUCAAGUCAGUAUGUUCAAACACGUCAUAUAAAUUGUAAAUGAAGGCAAAAUUCUACAAGGGGAACAGGAGCCAGUGCUCUGCAAAGGGAGAUGGGUAGCAAUGCUCUGCAAGGGGAAAUAGACAGUGUCAGUGCAUAAUUCAUUGUUGUAUAAUAAAAUAUUCAUGUAAUUUGUGUAGUGCAUAUAUGAAUUGACCACUUGGUAAAGAUCAGGUGACAGAAGUGGUAGUGUGAAUUGCAUAGGAAUGUGAAAGGGGGCAGAUGGUUUACCAUAUGCAUUGAUCCUGUGAAAGCUCUGUAAGGUGUGACACAGGGCCGGACUGGGAAAAAAAUUCGGCCCGGGCAUUUUUUUAUCACAGCGGCCCACUAAGAAGGGGGCGGGGCAGAGAAGGUGUGUUUUGUCAUCACUCAUGACAAACACGCCCCCUCUCAAAGUGAGCAUGUUGGUUCAAUGCUCUCCCAGGGUAGACCAUGCGCAGAGCUCUGCUGAAGAGCUCUAGCAUGAGAAAAAAGCCCUGUAUUUGUUCUGCACAGUGCAAGCAAAUUUAAUAACAUGCUUGCACUGUGUUUCCUUGCAACUUGUCUCUGGUGUCUCUAUAAAUGGAUACCAGGAGACAAAAGGGCCAGGAAAGAGUAUUGUGCAUGUGUUUGGAGCCUGCUUGGGGUAUUGCGUGUGUGCAGAGUGAGCUGGUCGUGGUGUGGUAUUGUGUAAUAAGGUCGGUUUUAGUCGUGUUGUGUUUGUGGUGUAAUGUAAUGCAUAUAUGGCUAGGGGCUUUAGAGAAUGUGUGUUUAGGGGAUGUAGCAAGUGUGUAUAUACAGGCUAUAGUGUGUGUGUGUGUGUGUGUACAUGAUGUAGUGUUUGUAGAGUGUGUGUGUUCAGGGAAUGUAGUAUGUGCUUGCUUACAAGGAAUCUAGUGUGCGUAUAGGGGAUCGAGAGUGUGUGUGUUUGAAGGACCCAGAAUAUGUAUAGGAGAUCUAGUGAGCGUGCGUAUAUAAUGGAUUCAGAGUGUAUAUAGGGAUCUAGUGUGUGUAUGUGUGUAGAUGAUCCAGAGUUGGGUAGAGGAUCUAGUGUGUGUCUGGAAUGAAAUGUGUUUAGGGGUGCUGUGUGCAUAUUUAUAUGUGUAUAUAUAUUAUAUAAAUAUGUUUGGAAGUAUUGUGUAUGUGUGUGAUGCAGUGUAUCGGGGGGUUGUGUGUGUAUGUGAGGGGUGCAGUAUGUGUGUGUGAUGGAUCCUGUGUGUGAGGUGUGGGUGCUGUGUUAGGGUGCUGUAUGUGUGGGUGCUGUAUGUGAUUGAUUUGUGUGAGGGUGCUGUGUGUGUGGGUGCUGUGUAUGAUGUGUGUGAGAGUGAUGUGUGAGAGUGCUGAGUGCUGUAUGUGAGAGUGUUGUGUGUGAUAGUGCUGUGUAUGUGUGUGAUAGUGCUGUGUAUGUGUGUGAGAGUGCUGAGUGUGAUGUGUGUGAGAGUGCUGAGUGUGAGAGUGCUGUGUAUGAUGUGUGUAAGUGUGCUGAGUGUGAGAGUGCUGAGUGUGAGAGUGCUGUGUAUGAUGUGUGUGAGAGUGCUGAGUGUGAUGAGUGUGAGAGUGCUGAGUGUGAGAGUGCUGUGUAUGAUGUGUGUGAGAGUGCUGAGUGUGAUGAGUGUGAGAGUGCUGAGUGUGCUGUGUAUGAUGUGUGUGAGAGUGCUGUGUAUGAUGUGUGUGAGAGUGCUGAGUGUGAUGAGUGUGAGAGUGCUGAGUGUGAGAGUGCUGAGUGUGCUGUGUAUGAUGUGUGUGAGAGUGCUGUGUAUGAUGUGUGUGAGAGUGCUGAGUGUGAUGAGUGUGAGAGUGCUGUGUAUAAAUGUGUGUGUGGGGGGGUAAAUAAAGAAAUAAAAAAAAAAAACUAAGUAGGCAUUAAAUCCCCCCCUCCCUCUUACCUUUAGCCUGGGAGGGGGGGACAGGCACGUGGUAGCUGGGAGGAGGCGGACCGGCACGGUGACAUCAUCCCUGGUGGUCCAGUGGUGAGUGAACUCUCGCGAGAUCGGGGCGUUGCCAUGGCAACGCGCCGGAUCUCGCAAGAGGAACCGGGCGGAGCUACAACAUAGAGCUCCGCCGGGUCCUCUCCCUCCCUCCCCAGCCGCAGGUCUAUUGAAAUGGGCCGGUGAGGGAGAUCUUUGAUCUCCCCACCGGCCCUCCAUGGCAAAUAGCGGGGCCGGCGCUCGGAUAGCGCCGGUCCUGCAUAGACCGGCAGGGGAGAUUCUGGGACCUCCCCUGCCGGCCUCGGCCCAUGGCCACCGCGGCCCACCGGGCAUUUGCCCGGUGUGCCCGAUGGCCAGUCCGGGCCUGGUGUGACAAGUCACAUAUAGGUGGCCUGGAAGUCUAGCUCCAAUGUAAACUAGCUGACUUCACCCAUAUGGCCUCUGCCUUUUAAUUGAUGAGGGGAUGUCUUUGAUAUGUUAAUGAUCAUUAGCUUUCAAGAAAAGAUAAAAAACAAGCCUUGUGUUCCAGUAUCAUAUCCUAAAGAAAGAAACGUUAAUAUUUACCCACAGAAUAAUAAUUAAGCCUCAUUUUUGUUAUAUUUGGAAUCUGACCAGCACAAUCUAUUAAUCAAGCCCAAACAUGAUUUGCAUAACUUAACCAUAUGGGAAGGGAUUGGGAUGUCCGCUCUAUUGGGUCACAAGUAAGAAGUGUGACUUAUCUAUGGAAUAGAGAAAUUGUAACCAAUUCAUAGAUGCGAUCAUUAUUUCUGUGGCAAGUACAUAAGAGGAGAUAGAACCAAAUGUUUCCAUUUGGAUUGAUGUUGGUCGGGCACACAAGGGGAUGGUCACUUGUCUCCACCUCUGGGUGAGGCUUGAUAAUCCACAGGGUAUAUCUCUAUUCUCUAAUAAUACUGAAAUGUGCAUUGUACUUGCUUGAGGGGCCAGAAUCUAAUUGUGAGUGAGUCACCAUAUUUCUUACCAGAGACCCCCUGGGACAAAAGUUUUACUUUGAAAACCUGAGUAAGUUAUUAGGACUUCUGUUAUUUUAUCCCUUUUGGUUUUAUCUGUUGUUGGUGUACCUAAUUUGAUUGUCAGCUAUAUUUUAGUAUGCACUGUGACUAUUUUUUGCUCAUAAUAAAUAUUCCUUUAUUAAGUUCUACCUUUGUUUGUUAAAGAAUCACGUUACCUGAAGAGAGUAAUUAGUAUUUUGCAAUUACAUAGAUUUUGUGCUAAGUUACAUGUGGUGCUUUCUUAUUAUUAAGUUACCUGGGGGACUAAGGAACCCCAUUUAUAAAUUGUCUUGGUGGUGGCAGCGUUAAAAUAGUAAUAGUUAAAUUAUUAUGAUUAAAGGAGCACUAUAGGGUCAGGAACACAAACAUAUAUUUCUGACCCUAUUGUAUUAAAACCACCAUCUAGCCCCCUUGCCCUCUCUUGCCUCCCUAAAUAUAGUAAAAUCUUACUUGUAUUCAAGCCUGAAGCUGCUGGCUCUGCCCCUGUCUGCCUUAGAAUAGCAAGCUGUCUGCUGACAUCAUCAGAAGUGUUGUUCUGAGCCAAUCACAAUGCUUCCCCAUAGGAUUGGCUGAGACUGUGAAGGAGGCAGAUCAGGGGCAGAGCCAUCACAAGUCAAACAGCCAUGGCCAAUCAGCAUCUCCUCACAGAGAUGAAUUGAAUCAAUGCAUCUCUAUGAGGAAAGUUCAAUGUCUGCAUGCAGAGGGAGGAGACACUGAUAUGUUGUGAUGCACACUAGGUAAGACUGAGAUAGGAAGCAGCUCUAACAGCCAUCCAGGCUUGCACCUCUCACUACAGCCCCUGCCUCCCCCUCUACAUGCUCUGUCUCCCCCCUACAGCCCCUGUCCCCUCCAUAACACCCCCUAACUCCCCUACUACACAUCCCUCAAAUUACAACAUCUAUCACCCCACUACACCCCCUAAAUUUUCACAGUCCCCUGCUCUGUAUACCUGUAUCUGUAUGACUAUAAGACUAUGUAUGUCUGUGUCUGUAUGUCUCUGUUUUUCUGUGUCUGUAUGUCUCUGUAUGACAGUAUCUGAAUGUCUCUGUAUGACAGUGUCUAAAUGUCUCUGUGUGUGUGUGUGUCUGUAUGGCUGUGUUUGUAUGACAUACUUGUAUGUGUAGAUUGGUAUGACUGUGUACCUGCAUAUCUCUGUGACUGUGUGCCUGUAUGACUGUGUGUUUCCAUAUAUCUAUGUCUAUUAGACAGGGACACACAAAACAGACUGAGGGGAGAAAGCAACAGAAAGGGUCUGGAGGAAAGAAAGAGAUACACAAAGGGGCUGGGGAGGAGAAUGUAGCCCCAUGUAGCCAAGCGCAGCUAAGCGGAAAAAGGCCUUGACAGGGGUUAGGAGGCGGGCCUAGGAGGAAGUAAGCAAGGGAGUGGAGUUAUGGGUAAGUGGGUUUGGUUAUUUAAAUGGGCAGCCAUUUUAGUUAAUUCAUUUUAACUUCCUACCUGGUUAAGUUUGUGUUCGCUCCUGUGGGCACAGAUUUGGCUUGGUAGGGUUUUUUCCUUUUGUCUCCCUGCAGGGCCGAUGGAGGAAGUGGAGCGACUGCUGGAGCGGAUCCGGUCGGCGGCGAGGCACCAGGGGGCUGACUGGCUGAAGGCCCAGUUAGGCCCGGCCCUGGCGGCGGCGGAGGGCCAGGACGGCGGCGGACGACGGCCUGUUCGGGCCAGGAGGCCUCCGGAGCGGCUAAGCCCGGGUGUGGGACCCGGUGAAGACAUCCCUGGUGGUCCGGGAGGCUCCGGUGCGGGCGGCAGCAGGCCCGGCAGCCGCGUGGUAGAGGCCCCGCCUCCCCGCGAGCGGCCGGAGCCUAGGACCAGUGCCCGGGGCCGGGGGGACGGUCGGGACGGGGCCGUCGCGGCUGCCGGGUCGGACGUGGCCGGGCGGUCCCCUGGAGGAGCGGGCAGCAUGGAGCUGCGGCCCGGGAGGGCGCGCGCCCCGUCGGAGGCGGAGAUCGGCGGGGCCGGGACCGGGAGGACACGUGGCCGGUUCCCGGCCCCAAAGGCAAGUGCAGGGGGCUCCGGCCGGGGCCCUCUUGGCGGGAAAAGUGCUGGGGGGGUCCUGUCAGGGGGCGGAGGGCGGAGGGCCCAAGUGGGGGGUGGGAAGGCCUCCCAGGGACCGCGGGUGGUGGAUGGGGAGGGCAUAGGGGUCAUAGGUGGGGGGAGUAGUGGUAGGGGUGGGGGGGCUGUGGGUGAGGAGGGACUGCUGGGCUCCCACAGUAGGGGAAAGGGGGCCUCCUUGGGCUCUGGGGCUGGGCCGGUGCGGGUAGGGUCGGGUAGGCCUGGUUUAGGGGUUGGGGGGGCCAGUCUGGUUGAGGGGGGUCUAGGUCCCCUUAGUCUGGGAGCCAGUUCAGGUGGGGGGUCGGGCUCUAGCCGGAGGGGUGAGCGUUUGGGGGUGCAGGGUAGUAGGGGGGGGGGGUCCGGUUCAGGGUCCUGUAGUGGUAGUCCCUCUCCGGUUCGGGAAGUAGAGCCACGGGGGAGGGGGGGGAGGAGGGGGAGGUCCCGGCAGCGCCGCUCCAGGUCAGGGAGCUCGGGAGAGAGCGGGUCUAGCGUCCCCAGGGGUGGUCGGCGGGGACGGAUGCCCGGGGAAGACAGGAGGAGCCGUAGCCCUAGGGGCUCCCGCGCGCGGCGCGUGCAGGGGGCACAGCGGGAGGCUUUGGCAAGGGGCAGGCGCUCCCAGGGUCGAGACGGGGGGGAUGCGAAUACUCAGUGCACCCUACCCAGGACUUCUUCUCCUCUUUCCAGGUCACGGAGCUGUUCCAUAUCGACACGGGCAAGGCACCGGUUUGGCUCCCCGGUUGGCGAGGUAUCGGCGGGAGUCGCUCUCCCUGGACAUCGGGCAGUCGACGACGCAGCCCCUGCCGCGUCAGUUGCAGGGGGCUUGGCCGGUGAGUCUUGUGGGUCACUACACUCCAGUUCCUUAGUUAGCACACUGCAAGCACUGCUCCACUCGCUGGGGGCGGGGGGUGACACGGGGGGUGGCGUUGGUCGGGUUUGGGCCCCGGGGACGGAGGUCCCUGGUCCUAGUGGGGUUUCCGUGGGGCUUAGUUCGGGCGGGGACGUGGGGGUGGCGCCCGAGGCGAUGGCGGCCGGGGGUGACAAGGCGGAACUGGCCGGGGGUAUUCCGGAUGCAGCGAGGCAGCACGCAUACGUCUCGUUUGCGGGCCCCCUGGGGGUUCAUCUGAAACAGGACGUGAAAGAGAAGCUCUGGAAAGGUGAGUUCUGCGAGAUCUUCUCCCUGCUCCCCUUGGAGGACUUUAUUGACCUCAAGGAGGAGGAUAAAAAGGAUGAAAAGAAGGAGGAGGAGGAGAAGAGGAAGCGGUAUCGCAAGAUUCCGAAAUCCUUUGGCAACUGGUUACGGGCGUUUUGCGUGCUAGCCAGCGUGCUGGGGGAAAAAUCGCCGGGAUUAUGCUCGUCCCUGUUCUGCUACCUGGACGGCAUUUGGGAAGCAUAUCGCACCUAUGGGGGGCUGGCAUGGUGGCGCUACGAUGAACAGUUCAGGCAGCGACUGGCGGCUAACCCGGGGAUGAGGUGGGAUCAGAUGGAUCUGCCCCUCUGGAUGAAGCUAAUGAUGGCCCAGAAGGCGCAGCCCUUUCCAAACUCGGCCGGCGCGAAGGGGCAGUCCGCCUCGUCGGCCGCUUUGCAAAAGGGCUUCUGCUGGCUCUACAAUGAGGGCCAGUGCAAAUGGGGAAACGCUUGUCGAUUUAAGCAUGAGUGCUCCGGUUGCGGGGGUGCUCAUGGGCUCAAUCGCUGUUUCAAAAAAGGGAAGGCGGGAACAGCCGGAGCGGCUGCCGGGGCCGGAGGGAAUGCUUCCCCUGCCCCGGGGCUUCACGCCGGUGAGGCUAGACGCGAUGGAGCCGUGGCUAAGCCGCUACGGUAACAGGACUGAUGCCUCGGUACUUAGGGAAGGCUUCGGGCGGGGUUUCUUUAUUCCCUUCCGGGAGCGGGGGGUUCGGGGGGGUUGCGCAACCUGAAGUCGGUGGCGGAUUUCCCGGAGGUGGUACGGGAGAAACUAGACAAGGAGGUUGCGCUGGGGCGGAUGGCGGGCCCGUUUGCGGUGCCCCCAUUGGAGGACCUACGGGUUUCCCCUCUUGGGGUGGUGCCAAAGAAGGAGCCGGGGAAAUUCCGGCUCAUUCACCACCUCUCCUACCCAAAAGGGGAGUCGGUGAAUGACGGUAUUGAUAAGGACCUAUGCUCGGUCUCGUAUGCAUCAUUCGACCGGGCGGUCGAGCUGGUUAAACGGGCCGGGCAUGGGGCACUUAUGGCAAAAGUGGAUAUUGAGGCGGCGUUUCGGCUGCUGCCAGUCCACCCGGACUGCCACCACCUGUUGGGAUGUUUUUUCGAGGGAAAAUAUUUCGUGGACUUGUGCCUCCCUAUGGGCUGUUCUAUUUCAUGCUCCUAUUUCGAGAAAUUUAGUACUUUUCUCGAAUGGGUGGUGCGGGUCGAGGCGGGGAACCGUUCGGUGGUGCACUACCUGGACGAUUUCUUUUGCGUGGGGCCGGCUGCCUCCUCGGCAUGCCAGCAACUGCUUAGGACCGUGGAAUGGGUGGCGGGCCACUUUGGGGUGCCGCUGGCAGCGGAUAAGACGGAGGGCCCGACGACGUGCCUUAGUUUCUUGGGGUUAGAAAUAGAUUCUAUCUUGGGUGAAUGCCGACUGCCUCGGGACAAGUUGGAGGGGCUCAAGGGGGCGGUAGCUGCGGUGACCGUUGAGCGCAAAGUUACGCUGCGGCAACUGCAGUCGCUAAUAGGGAUGCUGAACUUUGCAUGCCGUGUAAUUCCUAUGGGGAGGGUUUUCAGCCGCAGCCUGGCGGCUGCUACGGCAGGAGUUCGAUCCCCGCAUCAUUUCAUACGGGUGUCAGCAACCAUGAGGGCUGAUUUGGGCGUGUGGGAUGCCUUCCUGCAGGAUUUCAACGGGACGGUGUUUUUCAGGCGGGCGGGUAAGUCGGCGGCGGAGUUGGAGCUCUUCACGGAUGCUUCGGGUAGUGUGGGCUUCGGGGCCUACUUUGGCGGGAGAUGGUGCGCGGAGCGGUGGCCGGAGGCAUGGGGGUCUAGCCCAGUCAUGCGCAACCUGGCUUUUCUGGAAUUAUUCCCGUUGGUCGUUGCAAUGGCACUAUGGGGCGAGGGGCUCCGGGACCAGAAAGUGGUCUUUUUCUCGGACAACAUGGCGGUGGUGCAUGCGGUGAAUAAUCAAUCGGCUGCCUCUAAGCCGGUGGUUAGGUUGCUGCGGCGCUUUGUGUUGAUGUGUAUGUCACGGAAUGUUGUGUUUCGCGCGCGUCAUGUCCCUGGGUACCUGAAUGAGGUGGCUGACGCUCUGUCUCGUUUUCAGUGGUCCCGAUUUUGGUCGAUGGCGCCAGGAGCAUUGAAGGAAGGGGAGGCUUGCCCGGACGAGAUAUGGCAGCUGGGAGCGUCCUGCUUGGGGGACUUGUGAAGGCUUCACUGGCACCGGCCACAUGGGCCUCCUACAGUAAGGUCUGGGACUCUUGGGAACGAUCAUUAGACGGGUUGGAGCAUGGCUUACGUGGGGAUGCGCUGCGGGACGCUUUUCUAUGGUACACCUGCCAAUUGCUGGCAAAGGGGGCGUCCCCGGCAGUGGUCGACAGGUCCAUGGCGGCAAUGGCGUUCUGGUUCCGAUGGCGCGGGUCGGAGGAUCUGACUAAGACCUUCCUAGUACGGCAGGCGCUGAAGGGUUAUCGAAAGGGCCGCAGGACCUGUGACUCUAGGCGCCCGGUGUCGGUACGGGUAUUGGGGGAUCUGGUGGGUCGGUUGCCGGAAAUUUGUUUCAACGGGUUUGAGGUCUCUCUGUUCAGAGCGGCUUUUCUCUUGGCAUUUUUCGGGGCGUUCCGCGUGGGGGAGCUGGUGAGUGCCAGUAGGGUGGUGCCCGGGGGUCUGCAGGCCUCAGGGGUUCGUGUUUUGGAGGGUAAGGUGGUUGUGCAUCUGGGUAGUUCUAAGACGGACGUCCGUGGCGUGGGUAGGGACGUUACGCUAUGGGCUCUGCCGGGCGCAGCAUUGUGCCCGGUGGCUGCAGUGGCGGAGUACAUGGCUCGGAGGCCGGCGGUGGGGGGUUCCUUCUUGGUACAUGCGGAUGGUUCUUCCCUGUCCCGGUUUCAGUUUACAAAGGUUUUUCGGGCCGGGCUAGGUAAGUUGGGGCUUCCGGCCGGACGUUUUGGUACUCACUCCUUUCGCAUUGGGGCGGCCACGGAGGCCGCACGGUUGGGAUUAGGAGAUGAGGUCGUGAAGCGCAUAGGGAGAUGGGAGUCGGUGCGGUUCCGCUCAUAUGUGCGGUUGGGCUUAUUGGAAUAAAAAAAAAAAAAAAAAAGGUACAUGUCUGGGUAGGUAUAUGUUUAUAUAUAUGUGUAUGUAUAGAUAUGGUGCGGGGGCGGACAUGGACGGAGGAGUCCUCUUUUGCCUUUCCCUCAUGCUUGUUUUCUUCUUCUCCCCAGGACGGGUUGCUUGGAUUGUGGGACAUUCUUUUGUCUUCUGGGCCGAGAGGAGGGCCGCAGCUCGAAUGCAGGGCCAGCAGCUGGGCUUUCCGAAGGACCAGUUGACAGUCCGAUGGUUUGGGUACAGGGGAUUUUGCUGGGGGGAGGUUUGUGGGGCAAUGUUUAGGAUGGUGGUGGGCGGGAGGACACCGGACAUGGUGGUCCUUCAUGCUGGGGGUAACGACUUGGGCCUCACGCCACAACGUCGGUUGGUAAAGUGGAUGAAGCAGGACAUCAACAAAUUGAGGGACCUGCUUCCGGGGGUUAUGUUAGUGUGGUCGGAGAUUGUCCCAAGGCGUCGAUGGCGGCACGCGCGGGAUCCGGUGGCGAUUGAUCACUGCAGGAAAAAGGUGAACAGCUUAAUGGCGAGCUUCGUUAGGAAGAUGGGAGGUGUGGUGGUACGGCACAGCGAGUUGGAGGAGGGGUUGCCGGGGUACUACCGCUCGGACGGGGUUCACCUUUCGGAGGUGGGUUGGGAUCUGCUCAACUUGGGUUGGCAGGUUGGUAUGCAGCGGGCGCUGUUUCUUCGGGGUGGCGGAGCUCAGACGGCUUAAGGGGUCAAGGUCUGAGCUUAUGGCGGGACGGGGAGCUGAAGGAGAGGAAAUAGGCUCCCCAGGAUGAACGUAAUGGAAGACAAACAAGUGGUGGUCAUUGGUGGUUGAUAGGUUUCGAGUCCUGUCGGUGGCUCAGAACCUGGUGGGGUAGGGGUAUCCGGGUAUACCCCUGCCGUGGUUAAUGGAUGGUUGGCACUUUACAUCGAUUGGAAUAAUGUUGAUGUAUGUUAUAUAUAUAUGUUUAUUUAUAUGGGGGUCAUUGCCCUUUAUAUGUUAAUGGAAGGAAUAGGAUGCGAGGGCGGAGUAUGGGGGGCAAUGACCCAUGUUUACUUGUUAAGUUAUUAUUAUGAUUAUUAUUGUUAUUAUUAUUGUUUGCUAAAUAAAGCUGUGGACAUAUUUCCCCAUAUCCUCUAGUAUGUGCGUUAUUGGGUUGGGUUAUGGGGUGGUUGUCCUGGAUUCCGACUGCCCAAAAUGGCGACUAUACACCUGUCAUGUAGCCCCAUGUAGCCAAGCGCAGCUAAGCGGAAAAAGGCCUUGACAGGGGUUAGGAGGCGGGCCUAGGAGGAAGUAAGCAAGGGAGUGGAGUUAUGGGUAAGUGGGUUUGGUUAUUUAAAUGGGCAGCCAUUUUAGUUAAUUCAUUUUAACUUCCUACCUGGUUAAGUUUGUCCCACCCACCCUCCCUGUUUUGUUAUGUGUGGUUUUGUCCCGUUUUUUCACAGCGGCGGGACGGGGAGCUGAAGGAGAGGAAAUAGGCUCCCCAGGAUGAACGUAAUGGAAGACAAACAAGUGGUGGUCAUUGGUGGUUGAUAGGUUUCGAGUCCUGUCGGUGGCUCAGAACCUGGUGGGGUAGGGGUAUCCGGGUAUACCCCUGCCGUGGUUAAUGGAUGGUUGGCACUUUACAUCGAUUGGAAUAAUGUUGAUGUAUGUUAUAUAUAUAUGUUUAUUUAUAUGGGGGUCAUUGCCCUUUAUAUGUUAAUGGAAGGAAUAGGAUGCGAGGGCGGAGUAUGGGGGGCAAUGACCCAUGUUUACUUGUUAAGUUAUUAUUAUGAUUAUUAUUGUUAUUAUUAUUGUUUGCUAAAUAAAGCUGUGGACAUAUUUCCCCAUAUCCUCUAGUAUGUGCGUUAUUGGGUUGGGUUAUGGGGUGGUUGUCCUGGAUUCCGACUGCCCAAAAUGGCGACUAUACACCUGUCAAGAGACACACAAAGGGGCUGGGGAAAGUAAGAGAUACACAAAGGGAGUUGUAAGAGACACACAAGAGGGUGUAAGACAUAGUAAAGGGGGGAUAAAAUACGCUAAAGAGAGUAAAAAAUUCAAAACUGAAUUUUCGGGGGUGGGGGGGCGCAAUGCAUCUUUGCCUGUGUAGCCAAAAUUCAUUGCACUGGCCCUGAAUGCAAUACAUGUAUGACUUUAAUAUAACAAAAACAAACUGGGGAUGAUGGGUGGUGACCCUAGGUACUCAGAUAAGCUAACAUUGUGUUCUGAAUUCCUAAUGCAGUUUAUUUGUGUUAUUGAAUCCUGUGAUUCAUUGUGUUGUGUUGUCACAGGGUGUCCAGACACUCACUGUACAUGACACAGUGCAAGCGUGGGAAAAAUACCAAGCGGAUUGUGAACAUAGGAUGCAGACCGAGCCUGCCAUGAGCGGUGAGACUCCACAAUGCACAAACAGCACACACAAAACACAUCAACAACCAAUACAUAGAAUAAAAAAUUCAAGCAAAAAGCUGUUGGCUGAUCUAAUAUCUUUAGCAUGUCAGAUGAUAAAGUUACAUUUGUUUACUUGACAUAUUUUCUUUAGCAGCUCUUUGAAGCUGGAUUUACCGCAGAUGAGUAAAUAUAAAAAAAAAAAAACCUCUUCCACCAUGUCUUCAUAAACGACGGGGUCGUAUUUGUAACAUUUAGUGACACUUGUUUUUUGCUGAAAAUUGCUAAAAGUAAAGCAGUCUCUGUGUACAGCGAAGGGGAUGUACCUGAUGCGUUCACUGUUUUUCAUGGACAUUAUGCUACUUUCUACUGUUAGAACUUUGUUUUACUUUUUGCAACAUUUGAUAAGAGACAUAUCACUUCUCUAGAAUUUACACCAUUGAAUUAUUAUCCACUUCGGACAGUUCAAAGGGCAGAGAUUAUAUCAAUCACUAAGAUGGAGGCAUCCAGUAGCAGGAUAAAAAGGUGUGAAUUUCUGUAUUUAAUUUAGUUUUUCACUCCUCAGAAAUACAUAUUUGUUAAACCUAGGGAUAUGCAAACACAAUAUUAUAAAUUCAGGGAAGUGAUAGUUACCCUUUAAUUAGGGUGUACACAUGGGAGAAAUAUUAUCAGUUACUGUACGUCUUUCCAAGUACAUGUUGAAUACCCCUUACAUGCUUGUACAUUUGACAUGUAACCUGUUACAGGCGUAUUCUGUAAUCGAACGUUUGACUGGUACGUGUGUUGGGGAGAUGCUGCAGCUAACACAACGCAUGCGGAACCCUGUCCAUCAUACUUACCGUGGUACUCCAAAGGUAAGACACAGGUGACAAACAAGAGAUUUAAAGCACAGGUUGUGCUACCAUGUAAGCAUUGCGUGGGUGUAGUAUGAAUCCACCUCACAUAAUUGGGGGGUUGAUAUCCCCACUGUCAUGACGGUUUAGCUGUUAAGACCAUAUGUCCUGCUGUUUGAGCACGAUAAAAUAAAAACAAACCGUUUUAAAGGAAUAGGGGGUAUUGUCUUCACUUUACUUUUAUAAGAAGAUGACAUUUCAACAAUGUGAUCAUUUCUGUGCCACAUGGAUUUACUGAUAUAGUUAUAUAAAAAUAUAUAUAUGAAUACUUACAAAUUAAGUAUUUUCUUUGUGUUUGUUUUUUGGGGGGUGGAAAAUCUACAAGAAAUAUCCAUAGACUUAGAGACUUAGAAUUUCACUUUAAUCCACCCCAGUGAUAGUUGAACCCUUACUAAGCCAUGUGGUUUGAUGUAUGCCCUCUAAGGGGACAAACAUUUCUCAUUAAAAGUUUGCCGUCCCUCCAGAUGGUUUGGAAUGUCUAUACAAAGUUCUUAGGUGGCCAGCCAGUCUAUCUUCUAGUCUAUGUGUAACAUUCGUGACAAGAAUUCUAAAUCAUCACAACUCUACAUUUCCAUUUUUAUUAUUAUUAUUUAUAUUCCUUUAUUUGUACAACUAGACAACUUCGUAUCUUUGCAGUCCUAUAUUUAUCCAGAGAGAGGUUGUGGGGUGUAAAACCUUUUUUUAUUUUUACAUUUAAUUCUACUCCUACUUCUCCUUCCUUAUCUCUUCCUCCCCAAUUUAGUAAAAGUGGGCUUCGUCUUUCAGCGCUGUGGCUUUGAUGGCCAGUGGGUCCUGGAUGACACAGGCAAGCCAUGGAGAGACAACACUCAGUGUGAGAAUGUUGACCCAGAGCAAGAGAACUCAGAAGUAAGAGAUGCUUCUGGCAUGACGAGAGCCAACUGCCAAACCCAUGACCUGGGCAGAGUCCAUUAAUUAAAUUGUUAUAAACUAUAGAACAGCUUAGUGUUUAAUUAAUGACGGUAUUCCUGUAUCCUUAAUGGAAUGUCAACAUAUUGAGUCUAAUAGGGUUAUUUGCUUAAGUGAGAAUUCAAAGUGAAUUUUACAUUUAAGACCAGAGUAGUCAAACUGACAGUAUACCUGACUUACAGAAUCUUCCAGUUCUGCUAUAUUGACCUUAAUUUGGAAAUUCACUUUGAAUUCUCACAUUAGUGAAUAACCCAGGUUGACCACGGUGAAUAACCGAAUGCUAAUUCUAAAUCAAACUCUUUACAGGAACAAUAUAGUGUUAGCAGGGCUGCCAUCAGAAAUUUUGGGCCCCCUGACAAAGCACAAGGUCUGGGGCCCCCCUCUGUCCCCCCCGGGCCUGCCCACGCCCUACCUAGUCCGCUGACAAUGAUGUGGGACUGAAUGUGGUGUAAAUAGUGGAAGUGAAUUAGAAUGUGUGUAAUGGAUGUAGUGUUUGUGUGUAUUAGAUACUGUUUGUGCAGUGAAUGCAGAGUGUGUGUUUGUGUAGCGGAUGCAGUGUGUAUAGUGAACGCAGAGUGUGUUUGAGUAGUGGAUGUAGUGUGUGUGCAGUGAUGUAGUGUGUGUUAGUGUAGUGGAUGUAAUGUUUGUGUGUACUAGAUGCAAUGUGUUUAGUGGAUGCAGUGUGUGUAGUGGAUGUAGGGUGUGUAUUAGAUGCAGUGUCUCUGUAUAGUGAAUGCAGAGUGUUUCAAUGUGUGGUGGAUGUAGUGUGUGUGCUGUGAAUACAGGAUGUUUGUGUAGUGGAUUCUGUGUGUAUAGUUAAUGCAGAGUGUGUGUUAGUGUAGUGAAUGCAGAGUGUGUGUCAGUAUAGUAAAUGCAGAGUGUGUGCAUAGUGUAGUGAAUGCAGAGUGUGUGUUAGUGUAUAAUUAAUGCAGUGUGUGUUAGUGUAGUGAAUGCAGAGUGCGUGUUAGUGUGUAGUGAAUGCAGAGUGUGUGUCAGUGUAAUGAAUGUAGUGUGUGUGUUAGUGCAGUGAAUGCACAGUGUGUGUUAAUGUGUAGUGAAUGCAAAGUGUGUGUGUUAGUGUAGUGAAUGCAGAGAGUGUGUUAGUGUGUAGUGAAUGCAGAGUGUGUGUUGUACUAGUGUAUGCAGAGUGUGUGUCAGGGUAGUGUAUGCAGAGUGUGUCGUAUUAGUGUAUGCAGAGUGUGUGUUGUAUUAGUGUAUGCAGAGUGUGUGUUGUACUAGUGUAUGCAGUGUGUGUCAGUGUAAUGAAUGCAGUGUGUGUCAGGAUAGUGUAUGCAGUGUGUGUCAGUGUAAUGAAUGCAGUGUGUGUCAGUAUAGUGUAUGCAGUGUGUGUGUUGUACUAGUGUAUGCAGAGUGUGUGUCAGUGUAGUGUAAAUUAAAUUAAAUGUUUCUCUCCCCUCCCUGCUUCUUACCUGGUCCAGGGAGGGGGGAGGGUCCAUCCCUGGUGGUCCAGUGGCAUGGGGGGCCCCCCUGGCUCCCUGUUACCGCAGAGGGGGCCCAGCACACAGUUUCUUCACACGCAGUUCAUCGCCUCCAAUAACUCUCGCAAGACCCACGUCCUGCGUGCCGCGCGGAGCGUUGCCAUGGCAACGCGGGUCUCGUGAGAGUUAUUGGAGGCGAUGAACUGCGUGUGAAGAAACUGUGUGCUGGGCCCCCUCUGCGGUAACAGGGAACCGGGGGCCCGCGGCUGCACACAUAGAUAGCGAUAUUCGCUAUAUAUAUGUGCAGAGAGGGAAAGUGGGGCCCGGGACUGCCAGAGCAGUCCGGGCCCCCCAGGACCGCCGGGCCUGUGACAACCAUCAUGGUUGUCACCUCCUGAUGGCGGCCCUGAGUGUUAGGAAUAUAAAGCUGUAUUCCUAAAACUAUGGUGUCCGCCUUCCCCUUCGGGCACUCAAAGGGUUAAAAGACACAUUACUCUUACCUGAUUCCAGCACCGAAGUCCAUCUCAGCCUCCUCCGACAUAAUCACGAGGGGGAAUUAAAGUGCAUACACCGGAAGCAUGCUUUAGACCCUCCCCAUAGGAAAGCAUUGACUCAAUGCUUUCCUAUGGGGAUUAUCAAGACGCUGGAAGUUCUCACGCAGAGCAAGAGGACAUCUAGCAUAAUUUCACAUUAAACUCUGUGAAACAGCAGGAAGCGCCUCUAGUGGCUGUUUGGUAGACCCUGCUAUAUAAACCCUGCUAUAGAGGCAAUGUUAACCCUGCUAUAUAAACAUUCCAGUUUCUCGAAAACUGGACACUGCACCCAUCCCACUUCAAUGAGAUGCCUACAGUGUACUUUAAAUAUUCUGCAUAUUUAGAAGCACACUUGGAGUUUAUUGAAUAAUCAUGUGUGCUGUUAAUCUGAUGAAAUCAUUCUAUUCAUGAAAUAACCAUGAAAAAAACAGCUCAGACACAUCGUUUGACCUCUGCAGGGCUCGCAAAGUCUUGAAUCACUUUACUUCCUUUAUUUACAAAACAAUAGUCAUGAUUGGAUGUGAUUUGAUACACUCUUAGGAAAUCAUGUUAUAAAUGUUUGAUAACUAAUAUUGGUAUUGUAGAAUUGCUUAUGAUAUAACGACAGAUUAUAUGGUUCUAUUUUGAGAACUGACAAGGCAACAGUGCUGGAUUAAGAGCCUAAUGGGCCUGGUGGUAACAAUAAUGAUGGGCCUAAUUACAGAAUUUAUUAGAGUUAUUUACUAAGGCGAGCAUUGCUGGUAAUUCACAGCGCCAAUCUAAAAAAAAAAAAAUACUACCAAGAGUCCUUGAUCUGAUGAUACAUUCUCAAUACUAGGCCAGUGUCCUGCAAUCCAUAGUAUUUUGGGGGUAUUCUUGAGUCCCCAUAGUGCCCUCCUUCUGCACAACAUUAAAGAGCAAGCGUAUUGUGGAAAGUAGCGAUAUUAAAAAUACUUAUCGUUUUUCUGUCAAUCUCCAUAGGCCUAUUUAAGGGACAUGCUUCUGGAACUGCAGCUUCCUCGGCCGCUAUGUUAUUCUGGCCCUGCAAGGUAAUUGGAGAUUGUAGGCCAAAGUAGUCAAAUUGAAAAAUUAUCCAGUUCAGCUAUUUGACCUCGAAUUUGCAAUUACCUUUUCAGUUCUCCGCAAUUUUAGGUUCAGUAAAUACAAUUUUUUUUUAAAAAUUGAUACCAGUAUUGUUUUUUUUUUUUUACUUUGUUUUGAUUAUUCUUAUAUUGUAAUAAUUAGCAUAGAACUGCAAUCUGUGAAUUAGCGAUUAAACAGCAUUGAAAUGUUCUCCACUUUUUAUCAGAAAUGUGUAGAAUUUAAUUUUAAGCGAAUCGUCUGAAGAAAAUUUGUGUAAAUCGGCAAAUAAAUUCAGACUGAAUGGUUUUACUUGUGAAGCAGACAUGUCCAAAAAUGUGGUUUGUUCACAGAUGAAAAGAAUAGUCCCAAAAUCCUUUAUAUCUGCAACUGAAUUAGUGAAUUUUUACUUAUUUUGCAGAUGAAUCAAUUAGCUUGAGUGUGGAUUAAAAAAUUUUUUAUUUGGCUAAUUUGGAAUAAACUAAUACAAUUUCUGCAGGUCUGCUGUGGAAUCUGUAGAUGGGAUGGAUUUGGUAUUGAAUAGUUUCCGGGAACAAUUAACAAGAAUUUUAUUUGGACAAAUUGUUCCAUAUUUUUGUAGAAGUUACUUUGCAAUGAAUUCUGUUUCCGUUUCAGCAUCAGUCUUGGUUCCUUUUGACAAUACGUGUCAUGUACAACGUGGGAUACAGUGUGUCCGUCACUGCACUCAUUGUCGCCGUGUGCAUACUCACCCAAUUGAGGUUCGUAUCUUUACAGGAAAGCACCCCUGUUCAAUAAAAAGUUCUAAAAUACAGGGGGGAAAAUAAAAGGAAAAUGUAAAAAACUGGGUAAGGGCAGUGACAAGAUGACAUUGGUAGGAUAAUACAUACAUGAUUAUGAGAGCAUGCAUUAGAAAAUAGUAAACAGGAUAAAAAGUAUAAGGACAGGGACAGUGGCAUAAUGAAGACUAGCAUGAAGGAAAUAAUAUAGAUAAGGGAUAUGGUGGAUUUUCAAAGGUUUUCCAAAGGUUACUUGUGGCUGCAGACAGCACACACUUUGAGGGCCUUUCACAAACAUAGGAAUGAUAGAAGUGAAGUGAAUUGCAGAUUUAAAAAACUUAAAAAGAAAUUCUCCAACUGCCCAAAUAAAAAAAUCAACAAUCAUGCAAACAUUUAAUUGUGCAUGUUUUCAAUGGGAAUAUAUCUAAAAACAGUUUGCAAAAGCUGCAGAUCUCUUGUCUGCAACCUUGACAAGUCAUCCCCUUCUAGCUCCACCCACUUUUUAUGGCUGUCCAAUCACAGAAUUCCCAAUGCAGCUGCGUUUUUGCAAGACAGGUGCUCUGGGCAAAUGCUGCUUCUUGCGUUUAGCUACACUGAGCUAACCAAACUAGGAAGUAACAGGUCCAGUUGUGUGAUUGAUAACCGGGGAGGUGUAACAAGUUUAAUUUAUAAAAGUGUCAAUUCCUAUUGAAAUCUGCUCUAUUUGUUAAAUAAAAAAGAGGACAUACUCUUCACACAUAAAACUUGUCAGUAAGAUAAAGUGUCGUAAGGGUCCACACUGUUUCUUUAAAUGUCCUAUUUUACCAACUCAGUUAUUUGGCAUUGAAUGUGCACUUCCAUUUUUUAUUUCCCAUAAUUCUCAUUCUAAUGAACAGCCCCAAGCUUUUCCAGAAUCAUGCUAAUACGCUGCUAGGUAAUGCUUUAGAAAAAUAAGAUUGCUUACCAAAUGGAUUGUUUUUUGUGACAGGCGCCUGCGCUGCACUCGGAAUCUGAUCCACUGCAACCUGUUUGUCUCGUUCAUACUACGUGGAGUGUCAGUGCUGACAAGAGACGCACUUUUAUUUAGAGAGAAGAGCAUGCUCCAGGCAGAGAAAGACUUCACAAAUUUAUCCAGAGAAAAAGUAAGUGGGUGGAAUCAACACUGUAGAGCUGUGUCCUGGGCUAGCAAGCUUCUCUCCUCUAAAAGUACAUUUGACACAUUAUGCUUAGAGGGGUAUCAGUUAGAAUGUUCCGCUACACAGUUGCCGUCAUAUGACAUGAUAUAUGUAGGUUUUGUGGGUGCACCUCUAGAUGUAUCCAUUUUAAUGCCAUUGCUUACUCCCCGUUUUAACUACAAAUUCCUUUAGUGCAAAAUGCCUCUCAUUUUGACAUAUAAGUGGUUCACAAUCUUCACUGCCGCCUUUCUUUAAUGCUGGUCGUUAGCCUAAGCUUUCCCUGUACAGUAUGUUACACACUAUGUCACUUUUAUUUAAUUAUUGGUAUGCUCCAACCCUGGCCAACCUUAGUUUCCCCGCUUUUUUGUGGUUGUUGUUGUUAUUUUUCCAAAUUAUGCUGUAUUUUUUAAAUGUUAUAUAUAAGGAAAAUUAGGGACUACUUUUUCUUAUGUGUGACCUGAAGGUUGACAAAAGUUGGCAAAUGGUGGAAGCUCCAUGGCCUUUGCCAUUGGCUGGGUUGUGUCAUUUCUGGGAGCUGCCCGUCACAGGCACUCUGUGUUUACUUUUGCACAAUUGCAAGAGGCAGCACAGGUUCAUUGGAGGACUUGAGCGUCCGUAUCAUUUGACUCGCACGCCCAAGGUAGGACAGAGAAUGGAAUUUCUGGCGCCACCAUCUUAGGAACACAAAUGCAGGAUCAACACAAUGUAGGGAAAGGUAAGUUGCACCGGUUCCUGGGCCUGAAUCGUCUGUGGGGUUUUCGUGGGUCCAUGGGAAGGCUGGGGGCAUACCAUGAUUUAUGAACGAUCACAAUUUUUCUCUCUGUGUUGACAUGUUCCUUAUGUGUGGGUAUGUAAUAAACCACUCUCUCACUUCCCUUUCAGACCAUGGUGGGGUGUCGUUUAGCUCACAUCACUUCGCUAUAUUUCCUGGCUGCCAAUUAUUAUUGGCUUUUGGUAGAAGGUUUGUAUCUGCACAACCUGCUGAUUGUGUUGUCAUUCUCCGAAGAAGGGGCACUUCCUCGAUAUAUGCUACUAGGCUGGGGUAAGCGCAAUGAUGUGUGCGUAUUACUGCAUGUCACUGUAUAUAUACAUGUCCCUUUAAUUGGUGAAUAUGUACCAAAAAGUUUUGGACCCAUAAGAAAUAAAGGUGCACCAUUUCUAGUUUUACCUACCACCUAAGCUAUUAUAGCCUAUUUUUAAUAAUAAUAAUAACAUGUUAAGCUAAAUGAAAUUAAUAAUAAUCUAAGUGGGUUGCACAGCUGGCUGUUUGCUAAUUCCGAUGCCCUCUGCAGUAAAUAUUGCAAGUAUCAUUCAAUCCAGAAUUAUAAAAAAUGAAGUAGCUAAUGAAGAAUAAGGAUACUUGCGUGCUAUUAAAAUAUUCUGGUAAAUAGUAUUGAGUAGUUUGAAUAAGAGGAUUAAAAUUACUUAAAGGGACACUAUAGUCACCAUAACAACUACAGCUUCUUAUAUCUGUUCUGGUGAGGAGAGGUAUUUCCUUUAGGCUUUUUGCAAUUUUCAGAGAAAAUGCAGUGUUUACAUUACAGCCUAGGGAUACUUCCACUGGCCAUUCCUCAGAUGGCUGCUAGAGGCGCUUCCUAGGGAGUGCUGCACAGUAUGACUGACAUUCAGUGUCUCCUCUCUCUGCAUGGAGACACUGAAUUUCCUCAUAGAGAUGCAUUGAUUCAAUGCAUCUCUAUGAGGAGAUGCUAAUUGGCCUCGGCGGCAUUUGGCUCUGCCCCCUGUCCUGCCUUCUUGACUGAGAUCUUAAGAACUGACAAUCUCAGCCAAUCCAAUGCUUUCCUAUGGGAAAGUAUUGUGAUUGGCUGAGAUCAUCACUUCUGAUGAUGUCAGCCAAGGAGGCAGAUCAGGGGUAGAGCCAGCACCAGCAGGCUUUAAUAAAAUUAAGAUUUUACUAUAUCUGAGGAGGCCAGGAUGGCUAGAUAGUGUUUUUAAUGCUAUAGAGUCAGGAAUACUUGUUUUAUGUUCCUGACCCUAUAGUGUUCCUUAAACUAAAAAGAUGGAUUUGACAAGUUCUCAAAUCAGACUUGUGUUAGUUUUUAGUAUAAUUAUAUUAUUUAUUCUGACAGGAAGAAACGGAACUAUAUCACAUGAUGUACAGUCAGCUAUCUGUAUUGAAAUCAAAUAAGCAUUAUAACAAAUUAUUAUCCAUCGUGAAUGACUGUGGGAAACAAAUUUGUAUUUUUAGUAUUUGGCCAUUAAGUUAAUUAAACCUCACUACACAGUAUAAUCUUUGAAUAAUAUAUAAGAUAAGAGUAAACAGCAUUAUGCAAUGCAUACAACUCUUAAUGGAGUUCUUUAUAAAUGUUAAGUGGAUUAGGUACAAUUUGUCCCCAGGGAUCCAAACCUCACAGGGGAUUAUUUACUGAACAGUAAGCUGUGUGAUAAAUUGACAGCUGCCAGGGUUAUUUGUGAAGAAUUCAGUGUGAAUGUCAUAAUUUGCCCCAAAUAAACAAACCGAAAACAUAGCUGUUUUUGGUUAUUGAACCCCAAAAUUUUACAUUCACUUAGAUUUGUUGCCACUUUAAUGGAAAAACCCUGACAUUUUCAAAAUUAAAGGACCACUAUAGGCACCCAGACCACUUCAGCUCAAUGAAGUGGUCUGGGUGCCAGGUCCAUCUAGGGUUAACCCUGCCUACUGUAAACAUAGCAGUUUCAGUGAAAUUGCUAUGUUUACAUUAGGGUUAAUCUCACUGACAGCCGCUAGAGGUGCUUCUGCGCUUCUCACUGUGAUUUUCACAGUGAGAAGACGCCAGUGUCCAUAGGGAGCCCAGCGCUGGAGAAAGGUAAGAUAUUAACCCCUUACUCCCCCUUCAGGCCAGCGGGAGAGGGGCCAUGAGAGUGGGGGGGGACCAAAAGACCCUAUAGUGCCAGGAAAACGAGUUUGUUCUCCUGGCACUAUAGUGGUCCUUUAAGCCAAGAGUUAAUAAAUUGAGAAAGAAAUGCUACAAUGUGCUAUUUUGGCUGUUAAUGAAAAAGCCACAGAGGAUUGAGAGUUUAUUUUUUACGUUAUGUUGCUAGCAGACAUUCCAUUGUUUCACAUUGCUAACCAGCUAUUGAGUUAAAACAUAUUUUGCUUAUUCUAGGAGUACCGGUUCUGUUUGUAGUCCCCUGGGUGGUGGUGCGACAACUCUAUGAAAACACACAGUGAGUGCAAGACUGUCACAUAAAAUGGUACUGUGAUACUUAAUAAUAAGCGCGUUUCCAUGCACACACCAAUGUACAAAGAUACAACCCCAGAAUCCCUCCCACUCAAACCAAUAGCGCAUGUAUGUUUAUGACAUCGUGCUUGUAUGUAUCUGCAGUGCUUAUUGCAUUUUGCCUUCUUAGUAGAGUCACAGCUUUCCAUUAAAGGGAACUUAUUUAUUUCAUUUCCAUUGCUACCUAAGUGAAACUCAUUUGUUAAUUUUUCUUAACAUUCCAUAUUUACAGAGUUUUAACAAAAGAAGGCGAAGAGUAACAUUUAUCAUAUAUCAAGCACAAACUCAACACAAGAUAAUAUAACUGUAGGAUGUGGUAUGUUGUUAUUACAAUAUACUCAGGUUGUAUAAGAACAUAUACAUUUUUCAGGGUAAAACAAAAUAUGAUAUAAACUUGUGUCAGUUUAUGGAGUGUUUUGUCACGUUGGCAAGACCCACGACAGCAUUCUACGCAGAGUGUUAAGGAAAGUUUUAAUCUCAUGGAGAAGCCGCAUCCUGGUGUUUGCAUAUUUUAAGAGGUGUUUAUCUAUUCUAUUGUAGGUGCUGGGAAAGGAAUGACAAUUCUUCUUAUUUUUGGAUCAUUCGAUCUCCCCUCUUAUUAGCUAUUCUGGUAAGUCCAGUAUUUUUGAACACUAUUCUAGAAUGUUCAAAAUUGUCCUUCAGCUACAAAUGCCAUAACUCUUCACCGACCAAAGAUGCCACCCUCUUUGUGAUGUUACCCGAAUGUAACCAGAAAAUAAUACAAUUUGGAAUCCACAGACCAUCAAACGACAUUGCUGUACCCCUACAAUGCCAUGUUGGAGGUGGGGAAAGAGAUAACGGGACACGUACUACUAAUACCAUAGCUCCAGGAGUAAAUGUGGUCCAACCUGUAAUACAGAAUUGUUGCUUUUGCAUUCGUAAGGAACGUAUGAAGACAUUUGAAUGGACUUUACAAAUGCAAACAAAAAGAAUGCUAUUGUAACUUCUUUAAUUUGGGGUUUAUUCUUACAACACAACUUGUCAUUCAGUCCAGAAAAUGUCACACCGUGCUUGAUAUUGCUUGUGUGAUAUCAUUCCUAAAAAUAAUUGUGCAAAUAUCAAUAUUCUGUCUGACAUAUGAUUCUUAGCGAAUAGUUAGAUGUCUUCAAUUGUUUUGAUUUUGGCAUAGUUUUUCUUUAUAUUUCUCUAUAUUUCACACCAGAUAAAUUUUGUGAUCUUCCUACGUAUACUGCGGAUUUUAGUCCUGAAGCUGAGAGCCAAUCAGAUGAGAAUAAGUGAUCGUAAAUACAGGUACGUCCGUGUUCUACCUGAGUGAGAUGGCACAGAUUUGUGUUUUCUCUGAUCAGUGGGAGUCUUAAAAACUAAAUAUGUUCAGUUAAAGAGAAUCUGUCAUUUUCAAUAUUUAAUGAAGAUAUAUUUGACAGAAAUUGCAAUGCAAUCAUAAGAUACCAAAUAGACAAGAUGGGGCUUGUCAUAUGUUUACAAAAGACAGAGCUCUGCCGUCAACUUUUGUCCAAUCUCAGCAGCCAUCAUAAGUGAUGGCUGUGGGAUUUAGGCAUCAAUCUAUGGGAUUUUCCAGAGUCCCCAGUGUUGGACUCUCGCACAUGCAUGAGAGUAAGUCGACACAUAUAUGUUUAAGUAUAUUUAUUCUCAAUUAGGAGAUUUCUGUAGCUUUGUUUCUUUUUUUGUUUUGUCUUGUUUAAAUUGACUUAACACAUUUUAUGGAGCUUGCUGCUUGUUUAUUUUAUAAAUGUCAUAUUUUCACUGGUUUGAAGUGCCUGUGCACACGCUUUGGUGAUUAUACUAAGUUUACGCUUGUUUAAACGGAUACUGAAGGCAACAGAUAGGAGUGUUUAUGGUGCCUGGAGUCCAUGGACUCCCUGUCCUGCAUCACUGCUAAAUGGUUUACGAGAUUCUCUGUCUCAGCAGCCUGCAGUCUGGACUCCAAUGACAAAAUGGUAGAAGGAGCUGUGCUAUAUUUAUGCCAUACCAGCGGUAGCUCUCUGCUAAUCACUGCCCCAAUCGCUUUUAUAAAUUGGUAUGGUUUGAGGUGCCGUGAACUGAGCAUCUCUGCUAUAUGGUGAGUAAACUGUUUAGCAGCGAUGUGAGACCUAGAGCUCACGGAACUCGAGGCACCAUAACUAAUUCAAUCCGUUGAUGUGGUUAUGGUGCCAACAGUAUUAAAAGUAAAGCAGAGAGUGUUGCUUUCUUAAAGUUAGUAAAUGUCAUCAGUUAAUGUUGGUGUGUCAAAAAGCUUUCAAUUGUUUUACCCAAAGGCGGUUUGACAGGUACCUGAAUAAUAAGAAAAUUAUCUUCUUAAAAAGCAUAAAAAGUAAUGUGGUGUAAUCCUUAUUCAUUUAUUAGUGGGUACGGGAUAUCACUGUCUCCUUAUUCCACAGACUGGCCAAAUCGACACUGACGCUGAUCCCCUUACUGGGGAUUCACGAGGCCGUAUUUAAUCUGAUACCUGAGGAAAGCGCAAAGGGGGGAUUCCGCUACAGCAAACUAGCUGCAGAAUUACUGCUCAGUUCAUUCCAGGUGAGCAACUUCAGCCCGCCUCACUGCUUAACUGUACAUGCAUUCUACACCACAUGCGCAGCAUUGCCUAGCUACCAAUAUAUAGGACAUACAUGGGCAGCACUAAAACCACUGUAUGAAACAUAUUAUACUGCAUGCAACUGGAUUUACAAUAGCUUUCAUGAUUUUUGCAACCUUACCUUGCCAUAGUGCUGGGGUAGGCACCUGUUGACACUCCAGAUGGUUUGGAGUAUUGAUGCUUUGCCAGCAUUAUUAUUAUUAUUUUAUUAUUUAUAUAGUGCCAUCUGAUUCCGUAACGCUGUACAAUGGGAUUAUGUCUGUAAAAGUAUUAUGGGAGAUGUAGUCCAAAACAUCUGGACUGCCAAGAAUGCCUUCCCCUGCCUUACUAAAUGCACUGGUUGUAAAACAGCUUAACUGGCAGGGUACCUGUAAAAGAGACUUAACCCUAUUAGCUUUGCUUGUUAAUAGAAUACAACUGCAGAAUUAAUAUAAAUCAAAUGGAUUAUACAUUACAAGUAAAUGCCAGUAAUAAUAGUGAAAACAGAAAUAAAAUGUAAACAGGAACGGCUAUGUUUCACUGAGGGUUAAUCCAGCCUCUGGUGGCUGUCUCAUUGAUAGCCGCUAGAGGAGCUUCCGCGAUACUCACUGUGAAAAUCACAAUUGAGUAAUGCUUUCCUAUGGGCGGUUUAAAUGCGCGCGCGCCUCUUGCCGUGCAUGUGCAUUCGGAGCUGAGAGGCGGAGGGAUCCCCAGCGCCAAGGGAGUCCAACGCUGGAGAAAGGUAAAUGCUGAAGACACACACACACACACUCUCACGAACAGACGCAUACACUAGCUAACAGACACACACAUUUACUGACAGAGACACACUCUGUGACAGACAUACAUACACACUCACUUACAAAACAUACACUUUCACUGACAAACACACACUCACUAACAGACAUCAAACACACUCAGUAACAGACACACACAGUAACACACUCACUAGCAGACACACACCCAAUAACAGACACACACACUAACACACACACACAAACACUAACACAUACACACAAACACUAACAUACACACAAACACUAACACACACACACUAACACACUCACACACUAACACACACAAACACACUAACACACAAACACACACACUAACACACACACUAACACACACACACUAACACACACACUAACACACACACAUUUUUAAAAAAAAAUUUAAUCCCCCCAGCCGCCUUACUUUUUGGAGAGCUGAGGGGAUUCCCUGGGGUCCAGUGGUGCUGCUGGGCGGGCUGGCUGUCUGGGUGGCCGGUGCGCGAGGGAGCACUCUCCCCUGAGCCGGAAGAUGACGUCCGAGGGAGCUGAAGAGGAAGCACUCAGGGGAGAGUGCUCCCUCGCGCACCGGCCACCCAGACAGCCAGCCCGCCCGCAUGCCGGGGUCAGCAGGGCCAGCCUCGGGGGGGGCCCUGAGGUGGCCGGCUCCUGGGCCCCCCAGGAGAAGAGGCUGGCCCUGUGGGUACAUACCGGGUCGCAGGGGCGACCGGGCCCCCUGGUGGGCCGGGCCCGGUCGCAGCCGCGACCACUGCGACCCUGGUAUGUACGCCACUGGCUGUACAUAUAUACAACCUAGACAUUUUUUUGACUUGGGGCGCCUUGGAAAAAUAUUGAAAUAUUAAGGGCGCCUUGAACCUACAAAGUUUGAGAACCACUGCUGUAUACACAUUCUAGAGCUCCACUUACUGUCCAUUCUGCUAACAGCGCUAACAAUGAAUGAUGUAGUUUCAAACUAAAACGCAAACCCAGGAUUAGUGAAUAUCUACAUAUUCCACUGCCUUGUUCCAUAUUGGACUCCAGCAUUCUGUUGUACAGCACUGAAUAAUAUGCUGGUACUAUAUAAAUAAAAAUAUUAAUACUAAGCCCAGGAUCUCCACUGCUGUAAAGCAAUUCCACAAGAAUUACAAAAAAAAUAUAGUGUGAAAUGAUCACGUGACUUUGGCACAGAGGUAUAAUGCAUGUAAAUAACAAUGAGGAUCUGAAGGUAUGGUUACCUAUGGUCGCUGCAUAUAUCCUUUAUAUUAUUGCUAAAUGCAAAUCCAAAAUAUAAUGCAAAUACUCUGGGUAUGGGGAAACUUCUCAAUCACCGUAUAUAUAUAUAGUUGGUGUCUUCUCAAAGAACACUUUGUAAGUAGAUCCAACCACUUGCUGCACUGUUAGAUGGGUGCGUAAACAUUUAAAGGUAAGAUUGGAUACUUAAUGACACUAUACCAGGGGUAAACCUUGCAAAAUGUUCAUAACUUCUCUCUCUCUUGUACUCAGGGGCUGCUGGUCGCUAUUAUCUACUGUUUCUGUAACAAAGAGGUAAGUAAUGCUCCCAGUUUUUUUCCUCCUUCAUUCUGACCAUUUCCAUAACUGCUAUUAAAAUGGCACUGUUCCCACCACCUCCCAACCCUUAAAAAUGAGUAUUUCAUAAAGAUAGAACCUUUUUUUCACUGAAAUUCCAACCCAGUCAAGAGAUAUACUGACACAAAGUGAGGGCUCCAAAGCGGACCCGCCAUAUCAAGAAAGCCGCACCCACGAGGAACAGGUUCAAAUAAGUACAACUCAUCUUUACUUGCCCCCGGCCAUCGGACUCUCAGCAGCAAUGUCACCACUGGGGGUUCUUUGCAAAUUUGUGCUGCUUUAAUUUGAAGUUGCCUUACCCUCCUUUCAUCUCAUUUCUCUCUAAGCCUCUUCUCAUGGCCUCCCCUUUCUUCUUACAGGUUCAGUCUGAGCUUUACCGCAAAAGGCAGAAUUCUUUAAAUGGAGGGAGGUCCACCUGCGCUCCGCGCUCCUUGCACCCCUCACCUAGGAGACCUAACGUAGCUGAGGACUUGAUGUCUAACAGCUCGGUGGCACGGACCAGCCAAUACUGAAUUACUCAUCUCAUCCUGCGACCCACUCCCCUCCUCUCAGCUAUUUAUUUAUUUAUUGUUUACUGUCAAGUCAUUGUUAAUUAAAAUCUCGUUUGUGAGCACAGUGCAGUUGAUGUGAUUAUUAAUAACUUUUAGUCCUUGAUUUGAUAAGCUUUUCAAAUUAUUUAAUAUUUUUGGAUAAAUUUAAAAAACAUAUAUUAGGAAAAAUAUUUAAAUUUCGUAAUAGCUUUUCAAAUGAUUUAAUAUUUUCAGAUGAACUUUUAAAAUAUAUAUUUUUUCAGAAUACAGGUGGUCCUCACUUUACGACCUACCUGUUUUACGACGGCUCGCACUUACAACCAGCUUUCUAGCGUGGGGAUUCAAGGGAUUCUCCACUUUAGAGAGCUGGUCUAUGUUUGGGGAAUGUUCCCCGAACAUAGAUUAGAGGGAUUCCAUGCUCUGGUGCGUAUGUCUACGCUCGGGGAAAUUUCCCCGAACAUAGAAAAGCGCACCAGAGCAGGGAAUCCCUCUAAUCUAUGUUCAGGGAACAUUCCCCGAACAUAGAUUUGAGGGAUUCCCUGCUCUGCAGCACCUUCUCUAUGUUCGGGGAAAUUUCCCUGAACAUAGACCUGCCCGGUGUGCAUGCUCUAUAGCGCAUCCUCACUUACCGACCAAUUUGUUUUACGUAAGAACAGAACCUGGUCGGUAAGUGAGGAGUGUCUGUAUUAAAAUAUAAAAUUAAUUAUACAUACUUUUUUUUAUAUUUUAUUAGUUUUUUUAAAAAGAAUUAUUUCAAAAGUUCAUCCAAAAAUAUUAAAUCAUUUCAAAAGCUUAUCCAAGAAUAUUAAAUCGAGGCCUUAAUUCUUAUAACUCUUUAGGUCUCAAACCUUUGCUGUUGGGCGAUAUAUCCUCUUUUCUUUCAUGCCUGCAGAUAUUAAUGCAGCUAUGUUUGUUAUACAUUCCUUAUUUGUAAUAUGCCUUCAACAUGUCCACAGAGGAUUGGGGAAUGCCUGACUUCAAACAGCCAUACGAAUAAUGCAAACACCAGUGGCUUUACUUCGAAUAUAUGGAUGGGAUUUACACAAAGUAAUAAAAUCCCUUGCAGUGUGCAGCAAAUCCAGUAUGCUAUGACACUGACGCUUUAACUCUCGCAAUGAUGGACUGAUCACAGUACAUUUUUGCAAAUUAAAUCAAAAUGGAUAAAACUUAGCUAUUUUUGCCUCAGUCUUCCCAUUCAGAUUUAAUUGGUAAACAUUUACGAUUUAGUGAAUAAGGCUGUAAAUGUUUACAUACUGGGAGAUUAUUUUAUAAUAAAUAACCGGGAAGCUAAAGGUCUAAUUUUCUCUAAUUUUGAAAUGGGAAAGUCACAGAACUCACUAAUAAUUGGAAUUUUGGAUAGUUUUUUUUAAAUCAUUGGCCUUGGGUUGAAUCUGUUCACCUGUUUGGUUCUCGGAAUCAGGCCUUAUAACAUUUUGCAAUGGAUUAAUAGAAUUUCCCCCAUGAGGCUAACACUCCAGUGUUGUAAUCCUACAAAGUCCCUCGCUGUGCACAAGCAAAGUUCAGUUUAUAUUGGGAUCAGAGAUAUAGGAUCAUCCUUAAAGCCGUACUAUUUGCUUGGCUUUGUGAUCAGUAGGUAGUAUUUGACAUAACAUCUGUAAAGAUGGGUAGAGUAUAGGCUUAAAGGAAGUUAAAAGGUCUUGUAUUGUGUAUAGAACAAAUCCCGAAAUGAUAAUAGUUUAUUUAAUUGUGAUGUAUUAAAAACGAAUUGCUGAAUAAAGGCCACAAUGCCAAACAAUGACUAUAGCUGAGUUGGAUUUUAUUAAAAACAUUGGCCUCACUCAGUUAUUAAUUCACCACCAUUCACUCGUGUUUUUAAAGUGACAAUAAAAACAGCUGUAAAUAUUGUAAUUUGGCAAUAAACCAAAAAACACAUUGAGCAUUCUAUGAGCUGAGUCUGUAGGAUAUUGCAAGGUUACACAGUAAUAAAGCUUAAUUAAUGAAAACAGAAAUUAUAUGGAAUAACACUUGCAUGGGCUGCAAUUAGGUGUAAGACCUGCUUCGCUUUUGAUAAUACCAUCAACAUUAUAUACAACAGCUAGAAUUGCUAGAUCAAUCAUGUUGCUCUAGAGACAUAUCUGUUCUACAUACUGAUGUGUAACAGAUAAAGUUCUACCCUGCAAUAUGUGGCAUUUAUAAGUUGCAGGAGGGAAAUCAAUUAACUAAUAAAGCUAUUUCCUAUAGGAUUCCAUCGUCAUUAAUAAAUAUAUUUUUUGCAUGAAUCAUAUGAAUUCUACACAUUGUUAAGUGACUGCGGGCCAUGGUUUAUCUAUAGUUAGAACAACUGAAUGAAACAAUUUGCAUCAUGUUGGAUAAAUCACUGAUCCCUUGAAAACUUAAUUUGGGCGUAUUGGCUAGAAUAUUGAUUUUACUACUUCUACCUACAGCACAAUUUGUUUCAAGGUUGAAAAUCUUACAGCAGACUAAACCCAGCUAUUGGACGAAAUAUUGCAGAUGGUGAAAAAAAAAAAAAUCCACAUUGCCAGAAAGAAAGAUGCAGUCUGCAAGCAUUGGGUUUGCGUGCCAGGACUCACAUUGGAGCAUGCAGCUAAAGAUUUGAUUGGAUAAUGCAAGCUCUCAGCUCAGCAGCAGACUACGCUAAAGCCAGUAAGAGGCGCAUGAUCAGAAUCUUAACAUAAGGGAAGGACGAGGGAGGAUCUGCAAAUGUUUAAUGCAGAAAAAAAAAAUAAUCUGCAAAAAUAACAUGUAGAGAGAACACUAAUCUAGGUCAAGGAUGCAUCAAAGCCAGUGUCAUGGAUUCUCAGUUUGGCCUAACAUCAUAGGAGUCAUACGCUCUGUCCUGUAGAGAAUCAUGCACACACAAUAUUAAGUGCAAAAUCAAAACUAAGAUGUUGGCUUUGCCUUGUAUUUACUAAACUGAACUGUAAAGAAAUGGCAAGGAAAUCGCAAAUUUUAGGCUGAAAUAGAGACGGCGAUUUAUUUGUUCUUUAGCAAUUUUGGUAGCAGCCAGUCAUAAUUGUGUCCACUACAAAUAAAUUAAAAAUAAAAAGGAAAUUUUUGACGCCUCAGCUUUUAGAAGGGCUGUGUUAAAGGCCCUUUUAUACUGUACCCUUGUUUGUGAGUAAAAAAAAAGUGCUGGCUCCUGUGUAUUGUAUGCGAGGCUGGCCAAGAUGCCCUUCUUUUAUCCAACCUUGUGAAGGUGCUAUGUGAUAAUUAAAGGUAGGAGUCAUUAACUUCAUCUAUCACUUCCUUCAGCACCACCUGUGCCUCAGUUCCCAUAUUUAUACAUUUUCUAGCAUAAAUAUCAGACAACGUUGCCAGAAGUUGAAGGUUGACUGAAAUUGUAAGUGUCCAAAAUGGAUUACCAUGGAAGUGGAUGUGCCACCAUGGGGGUGUACCUUCACAAAUUGUGCAAAGCAUCACAAGUGACAGUGCAUCAUUAACCAACCUUGCUAAUGCAACCUAUGAAUGCUACAUACUGCAGGGCAGCAUGUAUUGUCUUCAACACUUCUUCCUGUCAACAAUAUUUGUCUCUCUCUCUCUCUAUAUAAUCCACGAUCCUGCACUCACAUUUGUAGUAUAAGUGCCACGGUGCUCUUUCAGCCAAAUCAACAUAAAUCUCCACGAAGAAAGGCACACGCUGGGCUUUUUGAAGAAAAUGAUUUGUCUUUAUUCAUAACUCACGGGUUACAGCAGUCCAUCAUAGGACUUUCAUCGGGAUAACCAGUUAUCCAAAAAGCCCAGCGUGUGCCUUUCUUCGUGGAGAUUUAUAUAUAUAUGUCCAUGAUACAUUGUAGUGGAUCUAGAUUGCUCACUCAUUUAUAUUAGAUAUAAAUUGGAUCACGCUCAUUCCCAGUGUUUGUGCCUAACAUGAUAAUAAAUAAAUAAAUGUGUAAAUGUGUAAAUGGAAUGCUCAGUGAAAGUAUCAGACAUAAUUCCAUGCUACAUCACACUUAUUAUAUCACCAUGAUAACCUGUUGGUGGUUUUAAUUACUAAGCUGUUUAACACUAGUAACACUAGCUAUAAAAUGUCACUAAUUAAUCACAUACAUGACAUGUCACCUCCUGUGUCACUAAUUAAUGCCAUACAUGACAUGCCACCUCCUGUGUCACUAAUUAAUGCCAUACAUGACAUGUCACCUCCUGUGUCACUAAUCACAUACAUGACAAUAAUUAAUGCCAUACAUGACUUUAAUUAAUGCCAUACAUGACAUGUCACCUCCUGUGUCACUAAUUAAUGCCAUACAUGACAUGUCACCUCCUGUGUCACUAAUUAAUCACAUGCAUGACAUGUCACCUCCUGUGUCAGUAAUCACAUACAUGACAAUAUUUAAUGCCAUACAUGACUUUAAUUAAUGCCAUACAUGACAUGUCACCUCCUGUGUCACUAAUUAAUGCCAUAGAUGACAUGUCACCUCCUGUGUCACUAAUUAAUGCCAUAGAUGACAUGUCACCUCCUGUGUCACUGUCACCUCCUGUACAGCUUGUACAGACUGCUCUGUGUAUUAUUAUUCGUUUCUCCCUGAGAACUGUACUUGUCCCACACUCCCUUAAGGUGUCAGGGCUCUUCCAUAUAAGGACAUGGCCGGAUCUGAGGCUUCUGAUUGGCCGAUGGCCCCUCCUGCUCCUGUCUGUCAGCCGAGCUCGGCGAGCGUGGGUGCUGGGGAGCCUGGCCCUUUAAGGGAUCAGGUGACAAACACCAAGCGUCACCCCUCCCUGGAUGACAUCUCCCGGGGAGCCCAGCGGGUGUUAGACGGGUCACUGCCCGGCCCAGGGAGCACCGGCCGCGGGACCUGUGGCAUGCAGCGGGCAGCACUGCGAGCCAUGGAUUAACUCCGGAUCAGGAUCUGGAUUUAAACUGGAGGAGGGGGAGAGUUAGACUGCUCAGGCUGGGAGUGCAACUUAAUCUGGAUCAAAACCACAGAGGUGAGGGGAUUGGGGGAACUGGGGGGACUGGAGCCACUGAAUGAUGGGGAGCUGGAGCCACUGGAAUUGGGGGAGCUGAAGCUACUGAAUGGGGAGCUGAGCUACUAAAUGGGGGAGCUGGCCACUGAAUGGGGCGGGGGGGACUGGAGCCACUGAAUGGGUGGGAUGGGGGCAGGGGAGGGAGCUGAGCCACUGAAUGGGGGAGCUGGACCACUGAAUGGGGAAGAGCACUGGUUGGGAGCUGGAGCUACUCUGGCUGAAUGUGGAGCUGGACUGAAUGGGGAGCUGGAGCUACUGAAUCUGGGGAGCUGAGCCACUGAAUGGGGGGGAGCUGGAGACUGCAAUGGGAGCUCACUGGGGAGCAAAGAGUCACUGGGGUGGGGGGAGCUGGAGCCACUGAAUGGGGGGAGUUCGGAAUCUAGAAUUAAGGGGGGGUUCUGGGGUUAGAAACAGUGGAGCUGUUCUGGAGGGGAUCUGGAUCUCGGAGGACUGGGGGAGGUUCUUGGUCUAGAUGCAGUGGAGAAGUUCUGGAUCCGGCUCUAGAUGCAACGGGGGAGGUGCUGGGUCUGGAUGCAGUGGAGAAGCGCUGGGUCUAGAGACAGUGGAGAGGGAGAGGUGCUGGGUCUGGAUGCAGUGGAGAGGUUCUGGGUCUAGAGACAGUGGAGAGGGAGCGGUGCUGGGUCUGGUUGCAGUGGAGCGGUGCUGGGUCUAGAAGCAGUGAGUAGGGUCUGUAGUACUAUAGGAACCAGAAGAGAGUGUUUACCAAAUACCUGUUUAAAUCCAGAUCGCAAAUAAGUGGAGAAGAAAAUGCCAACAAUAAAAGAGGAAGUGCAUUUGCAUAGAUGGGUCUAUGUGUAUUAAAGAAAAUCAAAAUGGAUAAAUACAUCAAACUGUUUAAUAAAAGAUUGGUGAUCUGGUAAACCAUUUACAGGAAUAAUAUGUUAAAGUGUAGCUUUUUAAAAUAAUUUUUAACACUUUGCCCUUUUAUUAUGAUUUAUUUAUUUUUUAAUAAGGUCAGAGGCUAGCUUUAGAGUAAACAUCCCACCCUGGCUUCCUGCAUCCAGAGUUCAAUACUUUAAAUAGAUGAGGGAAUUCCAGUCUGCUUCUAGUCCUAUUAUCUGAGUGUUACAGUAUCAGAGUGCAGAAGCCAUUAACAUGAUCUAUGCUCUGUCACAUGACACAAUAGCCACAUAUUACAGAAGGAAUUCUGUUUGUAUUACUGUGGUGGGGGGUGGAUAGAAUGGAAGAUUGGAAAAUGGUUCUUUUUAUGAUUGGAUAAAGUGUGCAAGUCCACAGAGAGCUGUGUUGUUGGUUUUUAUUUUAUUACACUUGCUGGUUAUAGGCGUGGGUUUGGAAUAGGUUAAGAGGCUAGGCAAUUGGGAGUAAAGGGCAAGUAUUCAGAUUGGGUGUUUAAUAACUGGUAAAGUACGUUAUCGUAUUCUGUAUCGCACAAAGAAGUCUUAAUGGAUUAUACCCGAUAUGUAACCUUACACUGGUGACAAUGACACUGUGAUACUGUAUCUCCCUAUACCAGUUGUCAGUCCUCUGUCUUAUUGUGAUGAUUGCCUGGUGUCUGUUUUCAUAUGAUAAUACAUUGUUCUUUCUAAUGUUUGCCUUGUGCCCCAUGUAGAAACACUGCACUUACAUUUCUUUGUGUUAUUCAUCUUGCAUCCACCUCUCCCUGUAUUUUCCACCAUGCUGCCUUUGUCAUUCUGUACUGCAGCCUAUCAUGCUGUCAUUUGUCUGCUUGCAUACUGGUAUUACUGAAUUUCCUAUCAACAGGAAGGUAGCGUGAAUACAUGUGUGCCCCUUUCUGGUUCUGUCACUGUAACCAACAAUGUUCUAUAGGUAAAUCUCACUCUCUCUUUUUUUUUUUUUCCUUCCUUUUAUAGAUUUCCUUGCGAUCACCAAUCUCAACGCUGUAACUGACGUUCGUUCUCCAUCUCCAGAAGUCAUGGAAUCCAGGGUCCCAUCCCCCAUUCACCUGUGGAGCCCACGUCCGUUUGGGUCGUAUUCUACAAGUCUCCCUUCAGGUGGUAAAGGAAGUAGCGCUGAGGCAAACGUGGAAGAUGUGAAGCCACCAGAGGAAGAAAUUCCUCCUUCGGAUAGUCCCCAUUAUCAAAGUGGAGAUGAUCGUGUACUCUUGGAUACGUGGUAUGUCAUCAAGCCAGGGAACACAAAGGAGAAAGUGGCAUUCUUUGUGGCCUACCAGUGUGCGGAAAAUGGAGCCUCAUCACGUCCGGGCGGUGCAAAGGUUAAAGGUCGAUGGAGUGCAGGAGGCAGCUCUAGGGCUAAGAGACGACGCCAUGCCAUUGAUCCAGAAGCUUCUCCAUCGGUAGCUGAGAUGGUGGCAUUGGCGGAAAGUCGCACUGCUGAGGUAGUGGAGCCUAGACCCCCUCUGGUUCUAGUGACCUCCUCAGAUGAUAAGGAAGAAGGCCAGUGUCGGAGUGUGGCAGAGGCAGUUGCCCAGUAUGAGGCAGAACAUGCAGAACGUGAGGUGCGCAUUGCCUUCAGAGUGGCUGAACGACCAGGGGAUCCCAUCACUUGUGACCUUUAUCAGUUGUUAAGCCCUGAACCACACCGUGUCUGUGUCUUACUGGAAAAGAUGGAGACACCUCAAGCUGACCGAGCCGAUGAAGCACAGGCCACUGCUUCUGCUGCUGGCUUUCAUGUGGACUUGGUGCUAACCGGUGCUGUUGACCGCUGUGUCUUCUAUGGCGGUGAAGCAGGAGAAACAGAACCACUACCUGGCCAGCUUUUCUUCCCACGUCUUUCUACUGCCCCUCCGCCUCCACCUCCCCCUCCACCACCAGUGCCACCCCUCUGUCGUCUUUACCGUCAUGUUUCCCAUGAUUUCCUAGAGAUCCGCUUCCAGGUACAGCGGCUUCUUCAGCCACGCCUUUGUCUCUCAGUUUUGCCGGAUCAUGUCCUUCUGGCUGUUUUUGGCUACUUGUCCACACGGGCACUAGCUGCUGUUAAGUGUACGUGCCGGCGUUUUCGGGCUUUAAUUGAGGACUAUGGGGUACGACCAUGCGAUUCACGAUGGAGCAGGGACCCCCUAUACCGAGAUGAUCCAUGUAAACAAUGUAAGCGUCUAUACCGGAGGGGGGAUGUUUCUAUGUGCAGAUGGCACCCAAAGCCAUACCACCACGACCUGCCUUAUGGCCGUUCCUACUGGAUGUGCUGCCGCAAACCGGACAGGGCAGCACCAGGUUGCCAGCUGGGACUACAUGACAAUAACUGGGUGCUACCAGGAGAGUGUACCCGGGGAAGAGGAAGAGGGCAUGGGGAGGGUGAUGAAGGCAGGUGA
This is a messenger RNA of Pelobates cultripes (western spadefoot toad), 46983 nucleotides long. The record is from the annotation of a GenBank genome assembly. Lineage: Eukaryota; Metazoa; Chordata; Amphibia; Anura; Pelobatidae.